AUGUUGGGAACAUUGGGAACAUCAGCUCUUAUAUUGUAAGUUUAUGACUAUUACACCAAUACAAAACUGAAUUUUUGUUUAUAUUUAUAGAUGUUUUACUUUAAUUAUACUAUUGAAUACUGAAGUACUGAAGGCGGCGAAAUAUUACUGUUAAGGCGUGUUGAACGUGUCUUGUAUUAGAAGUUGCUAUAUACUGUAUAUUUGGUUCCUGACUAUAGUUUACAAAAUACUAUAAUGGACCGUACAAGGAUUCCUUCCUGUACCCGAUGCAAACUGAGUUAUCAAAUUUCAGGUAUCUAAUAAUUAAAUUGUUUUCAUGUCAAUCUACUACCAUUAAAUUUUGUAUAUCUGUUGAUUAUUUAAAUCCUUAUAAUCCGAGUUAGGUAGCCUCAGUGAGGAGCUCUUCUACCUUUUUUUUUUUUAGAGCCCUCUAAUUAUUUAAAGUAGGUCAACUGGGCGGUAUGUUUGUUUUUGUAAAUCAUGAUAUUUUAAAAAUCAUAGGUACUUAUUAUUAACUCAGAUAUACUCAAUAUUGUAAAUAUUUGCAUUAUUAAUAGUAUUAUAAAGGAUAUCAAUAAAUAUGUAAGCAAAAAUACGGUCUGCAAAAGCAUUAUUUAUUUAUAAUAAAUAUAUUAUUUUAUUUUUUUAAUUUUACUAUUACUAUUAUUUUACUAAGAGAUAUUGAAACAACACCUAUCAGGGAUGUACUUAGAAAAUUUUUGUGGGGGUCCAUAAUUUUUAUUUUAUUUAUUUUCGGAAAAUUUGAAUGUGUCACACAUUUCUAUCCAAUGAAUUGUUUCUAAGUAACAUAUGUUUUAAAUUCUACUAAUAUUUGUGAAAACCGAUAUUAUCGCAUAAUGCAGUUACAUUAUUCUUUAGAUAAUAUCGGUUUUCACACAUAUUAGUAGAAUUUAAAACAGCUGUUACUUAGAAACGAUUAAUUGGAUAGAAAUGUGUGAUAAGUUAAAAUUUUCAGAAAAAUAAACUCUAUAGAAUGGCUUUCUUAAAAUUUUCUGAAAAUAAUAAUAAAAAAUGAAUUAAAAAAUAAAUGUUUGUAGUCCUUAUCUCUGUGAGUAAUAUAAAAAAAAAAUAUCAAAAUUUGAUUAUCUUUAUUAUCUUCGGAGAUAUUCAAGGGGUAUAUCCUUGUGUGAUAGUCUGUAUAAAAAAUGCCUACACAAAUUAAUUGAUGGGGUGAGUGAUUGACCCAAUUACACCCUCCCCUCAAAUACGCCCCUGCUCAUAACAGUUAUAAUACACACAUAAUUCUAUUUUCAAUGGUAUGAUUUACUGGUUAAUUUUCAGUAAAUUAUGUUAUAAAUUGAUUAUCGAGAAAACAUCUGAUAAAGUAGUUUUACACCUUUAAAUAUUUUAAAUAGUUUGAUAUUUAUAAUUUUUGUGCUUUUAAACUCAAAUAUGAUUAUGGUAAUAUAAUUAAUACAUUUAAUUUAUUUUAAAUUUGUAUUCAUUCUGCUACAAAAAGUUGCAUAUUAAGGGAUUCCACCUUCUCCCCUAGAAAAAUUUAAUUUUUAUAAUAUUAGUGAGCUUAUUAUAGUUUAGGUGAGCUUAGCCGUUUAAAUUGUGUUAACGAAUCAUCAAUAAAAAAACAAGUCUUAGAUCACUGUUAACAGAUAUUGCAGAAGAAGGUUUUUGAAUUUUGUGUAAUAUUAUUUCUAUAACAUAGCUUAAGUAAAUGUGUAAUACUUAUUAUGUACAACAUAUUUGUAAUUAUUAUUUACAUUAAAAAUGUCUAUUAUUACAGUGGCUGAUUGGUAUUUGUAAUUUAAUUGUAUUGAGUAUUGUGCAGUAAAGCAGCCUAAGUUAUAGACAGUUUGUUGAGCAUUUAAAAUAAUAAUAAAUCAUUUUUUCUAAUUGUUAUACAUACCUACUAUCAAUUUUUUUUUUACAUGUUAACCUUAAAUAUCUGUACAUAAUUCUUUUUAUUGCUUACAUUAUACUCUUCUUCUACUAUGAUUACUUUGCCAAAUAUUUAUGAUAAAUUAAACAUUCUUAUUAAUUAUAAAAAAAAAUCCUUUAUUUUUUCUUCAGUACUUAUUACCUUAUAAUUAUAUAAUCUACUUAAUGAUAUAUAUAUUUUAGAAUGCAUAAUUCUUCAUUUUAUAGAUUAGUUUUAUUGGCAGCUUUUUUAAGAUCUGAAAAUAAUGUAUUUUUUCUUUUUUCAUUACAUUAUGUUUUUAACCAAAAUACCUAGAGAUAAUAAAAAAAGAAAAACUUCCUAUUUUAAAAAAAUGAAUCUUAUAUUAAUUUGACAUGUUUAUACAUACUAUCAUAAUAUUGUAUUUCUAUUUAAUAUUUAUAUAGUUAUAUAGUUUUUUUUUUGAAAAGAAUAAAUUUAGAACAAUAGAUAUCUAUUUGUAUUAAAUGUAUUCAUUGUUUUAAAUAAUUCUAGACAUUUAUGAAACAAAAGAUAAAAUAAUUUAACAUAUUAAAUAGUAGUUUCAAGAGUUAAUAAAUAAUAAUAUAAUGUUAUUUUAUUAACCAGCUUGAUUAUUAUAUUCCAUAAUUCAUAGUAUGUAAUAGUUCAUAAUUUUUAAUUAAUAUGUAAAGUUAAAUUUUCUACAAAUACUACUCAUCAUAUGUAUAUUUCUCACCACUAGAAAAACCCACCCACUCAUCUUCAAAAAAUUUAUUCAGGCGGUUGCCUGACCUCUAUAUCUCAAGUUUGGCGGUAUUAUUGAUUGGGUUUUUUAAUGUUAUUUCACUAGAUAUUAAUUUAUGAUUAUAGAUACAAAUAGAUACAAGGUUCCGAUGUUACUAAACUGUGGACAUGAUAUGUGCAAAAAUUGCAUAAAAUUUAUGUUCAAGAAGAAUAGACAGAUAAUUUGUGAAGUCUGCAAAACUGAUUGCAAGUAUGAGAAAUUGUUUAGUUAUGCUUUAUUUGAUUUUUAAAUUACUACCUACAUGUCUAUUUAAUUAUUUUUAAAAUUUCUAAAAUAUAGGAUAGAAAGCGAAAGUGAUAUAAAUAAUAUACCACUACACUACUAUUUACUUGGCAAAGUGUGGUAUUUAAUGACUAACAAGCCAAAAGAAAUGUACCGAAAUUUAUCGAAUUUGCAACUAAGAAAUUUAACGAGUGAUUUUGUACAAAAAAGUAGUGAGUUUAACAAAUAAUAAUUUGAAUUAAUCUAACAUUUUUAACAUUUAUAUAUAUAUUUUUUUUAUAGAUAUUUGUGAUUCUUGUCAUAGACGUUCAGUAUAUUUCUGCAUUCAGUGUAAUGAAAUGUUUUGUGAAAGUUGUUUUCCAGAGGUAGUUAUUUUUGAACUUAAUUUAUAUACAAAAUUAAAAUAUUUGUUUAAAUCUUAAAAUGUAUAUAAUUAUUAUUUAUUUAGCAUAUUGCAAAUCAAAAUUUUUCUUAUCAUGAAGUACAAAUAUUAAGUACCACAAAUAAUGAAUUUAUAGAGGAAAAAACCUGCGACCAACAUUUAAGACCGAUUGAUAUUAUUUGUGUUACAUGUCAAUUAGACCUGUGUUCAAUUUGUGCUAUUGAGGACCACCGACCACAUGAUAUUCAACCAUUGGAGAAAUAUGUAAGAAUUUUACAAUUUUUUUCAUAACACUUCAUUAAAAAAAAAAUUAUACUUAGUGAAGUUGUUUUGUUUAAAGGUGUUUUCAUUUUUUUAUUAAACAAUUGUUUUUAAAACUUCAACAAUUUUUUUUAAACUUCAAAAAAUUAACAAGAACACUAAAUUCUGUAAAUAGUAUCUUAUUUAUAGAUUGAUUUAAAUAGAACUAUUGAAUAUUUUUGUUAACUCUAUAAAACUCUAAAAAAAUUCUUAAACAACUCCUGAACUUUCUAUAUAAUGCUCCACUCCCAGUCACCUGCUGCAUAUCUCUUAUUACCUCUCUUCACCCUAACCCUCUUAUGACUAUUAAUAAUGUUAAAUUUACUUGUAAAGCUCUUGCAUAAUAUCUUAUCUUAUGUUGUUGUUCAGUUAUGUAUAGUUUCUCUAGAACUAUUUACAUAAUUAAUAUUGAUAAAAAGUAGUCAAUAAUCUCUCAGUUAUGAUAAAAAAUCAAUAAAAAAAAGUUUCAUCAAAAUUGGUUAAGUCGAUCUUGAGACUUAACAUACAAACAAAAGUGUUUUUUUUUUAUGUAAUAGUAGGAUUUUAAUGGAUUGAGUAUAAAAUAUAAUUUUAUUAUUAAAAUAAAAAUAACCCUUUGUGUUCGUUUGUUUGCAAACAAUUUAGAACCAAUAUUUAAAUCGUAGCAUCCAUAGAUCUGAAGUUUAGAUUGUUGCAGAUAUAGAGGUUUUGUCUAAAAGUAUGAAUUUUAAAUUUCUAUUUGGAUGUUAAAUACACUAAAUUAAAAAAACCAUACACUUUUGUAUUUUGGACUCUUACUGUGAAAAUUUUAAUAUAUUUUUUUUUAAUAUUAUAAAUUAUUUUUUACUUAGGCUGAAGUUAAUAAUGUAUUAAUUCAAAAUAGCUCAAUGAUUUUAGUUCUGCUUCAAUGAAAAAAAUUUAGCACUUAUUGAUAUUAUUAUAUUAUUUUUUUUUAAGUUAAAUCACCUAAUUUUAUUUAUCUAUAUAUUAUCAUAUCAUACAGUAUAUUAUGUAUCUAUAAGAAAUAUAAAAGUUAUUUCAAAAUCCAAGUUUAUAAAAACUAAAAGAUUCAACAUGAUAUUAGUAUUAUAAUAUUUAAAAAUAAAUAUUUUUAACAAACUUUAAAUAAUGAAUACUUUUAUAAAAAAUAUAUUUUAAAUUAUUUUUAGAAUUUGAAUUCAAUAAACAUCUUAAAUGAAUAUUCAAAAAAAGGAGAAAAUUUACUCAAAAAAUUGAAACUUCGUAGAGAUGUAAGUAUAAAUAUUUUAUUAGUUAAUUAUUUGAAUAACUUUUUUACAUAUAAAUUAAUAUAAAAUCUGUUAAAUUUAGAAAUAAGAAAUUACGUCAUGGAUUAUGAUAUUUUAUUUUAGAUAAAUUAUUAAGUUUAAAUUAAUUUUAGGCAAUGUCAUUGGCAAUUAUUUAUCAUUAUUAAUUUAAUUUAUUAGAAAAACCUAAUUGUAAAUAGCUAAAAAUAAUAUUACUAUAAAAACAAUAAUAAUGACUUGAUUAGUAGAAAUUAAAUAAAGGAUAUUUACUAUUCAACGUCUUAUAACUUUUUCCAAUAAAAUUGAUAGGUUGAGUUUUAAAAACAUAGAUAAUUUAUCAUGGUUUAAUUAAUUAUUAUAACAGUUUUAAUAGUUUUUAUUGAUAGUUAUGUUUGGAGAAUUAAUUUUCAAAUAAAUAGGUAUUUGUAUAUUCUCUUUUAAUUAAUUGUUUAUUGAAAACUAGUCAAUCAAACAAUAAGUACAUACAUAACUAGUUAACAAAACACAAUUUACCAUACUACAACAUAUUCUCGAGAAAUAUAGGAUAUAUUCUAUAGGAAAUUGAGACUCAAAGACGUAAUUUUUUGUUUUAUUAAAAAAAACAUCAAAUUUUACAAAUUUAAUAUGCUCCGGAUAUCUCGUUGCUUAUUUAAAUUUGAAAAAAUAUAAUUGUUUUUCCUUUGGUUUUAAAUAAGAUGAAUACAAAAGUGAGCACUGAAAAAUAGACUGAUAUAUUAUUUUGACAAUAAAUAAUAGGAUUUUAAACUCAAUACUUAAUCAUAUUUACAUCUUAAAUAAUUCUAAAUAAUGUCUAUUAUUGCACAUAUGUUUAACUUAACCUAUGAAUAAAAUGUGUUAUAUAAAAUUUAUUAAAUGCUUAAUUAUGUGUAUCACUUACUAUAUAAAUGUGAAAUUUAUUUUGGCACAAUAGAGUAAAAUUUUUAGUCCUAAUAUAUUACUAUUUUUUUAUAAAUUAAAUCAAUUAAUUAAAUUUUAAUGAGAACAGAAAUUGUUGAACUCUUAACUCUAAUUUUUUAUUUUAUUAAAAAUAAUUGUAUAAAAAAGUUUAAAUUUGACUUUUUUGAAGAUUUAUUAUGUAGUUUGAGUUUAAAAUAUUGAAAAAGUUUAUCAAUACAGGAAGUUCUUAUUUCCAACAAAAAAUAACUCAAAAUCUGAGUAUUUUAUGGCUGUACAAUUUAUUCUCAUAAAGCAAGUUUUAAACGAGCUGUCAUGGAGCCUCUUAAAACAAAAAUGAAAUAAUCAUAAAUAUUUAAAAGACUUAAAAUAUAAAUAGGUUGCUGUCUAAACUAAUUUUUUUUUUUUUUAAUUACUGCAAAUUCAUUUUUGAAUAAUAAUAAUUAUGUGUGUAGUUUUGUCACAUAGCUAAUACUUGAACUAAAAAUGUAUAACUAUUAUUACCAUUUUAAUUUGAGCUCUUUUAAAACAUAGUUUUACUGAUAGUUUAAAUUAUAUAAUAAUGAUAUAAAUAAAUAAUACUGUAAACUUAUUUAAAUGGCACAUUAAUAGGCCUGAUAAUAAUUUUUUGAAAAUAAUACAUUUAGUCAAUCUAGUAGUUUUAAUGUGUUGUCAUUAAAUUAUUGUUCACAACUUUUUUAUGUCUACUUUAUUGUUUGGGUAAUAUUUUGAAUGCAUAUUAUUAUACAAAUUACAGAGGUUACUUAUACAAUUUAUGUGUCUACAUCAAGUAAUUGUUGGUAAGGUGUUCUAACUUUAUCUGGUUCUACAGUCGUCAUAUUCAUCAAUUGUGGUAUUGGUUUUCUUUGUUGGCUUCUUGUUUUUUCUGUUUCCCUAAAUUUGUCUUCUAAAUAUCUAUCAACUAAUGGCCCUUCAUAGUCUUCUGGAAAACUAGGUUUAGAAGGUAUUAUAUAUUUAUACAAACGUUCAUUAAGUACAUAAAGUUGAGCUGUAGUGUCACAUUUUACAUUAAACCACCAAUCACAGGUUAGUGAAACUUGAUUAAAUAUGGUUCCAUUUGGACAUAAAAAUGAUGCUUGUCCGCCAUUUAAGUCACAAUAAUGCCACACCUAUAAAAUAAAACCAUUGGUUAUAUUUUAAUUAUUAAAUUUUUUUUUUUUUUUACUAGAACAAGGUUUUAUUUCUGUUAAAACAACACAAUAUAAUCUGAUUUGACUUUAUUCAGAUGACACUCAUUGAUGAAUUGUAUAUAGUUAAGUAAUUCAAAAUUUAAAUACACUAUUAGUUGCGGGUAUAAAUAAUAAAGAAAUUAGUUACAGUAAGGAAGGGUGGUGAUCAUAUACCAAAGAAACAAAACAGUAUCCUUUAAAAACAAUUAUAUUUUGAAUAUCACUAAAAAUAAGAUCAAUAAUACUAUUUUCUUGUUUUUUUUUAUAAAGUUUAAUUGCCUUUAGUUAGAUGUAUUUCGCUUUUUGGGUGAGCCAUUUUUGUUUGUGGGAAGGUAGGAUAUAAAGGGAGAAUUUAAUUUAUAUUUGUACGCAACAAAAAACCUUUGCUAACGAAAAAUGAUUUGGAGCGAAGGUUUUUUUAUACAUGUACAUACAUUUUCUUGUUUUUCUAAUUAUUUUGAAAAUCACUUAGAACAUCAAAAGAUGGCCUCCUUAGAGUAUCAGCUAGGUAAAAUUUUCUUUCAAAAAAUAUGCUACACUUACUACAUUGAAGCAAGAUUUCUCGUAAAAUAAUUGUUCAAAAAAUAAUAAAUACCAUUAUAAAACCAAUGCAUUCACUACACUCCAAAUCUAAAAAUUAAUUUAUGAGAACCAUAAUAUUCGCUGUAGGAUGUAUAUAAUAUGGAUUAUAAUUGAGAAAUCCUUAACCAAUUAAAAUUACCCAAGUUAAAAUCUCCAACAAUAAGAAGUUUUGGAAUCAUGGUUAUCGGAAAUAAUAUUUUCAAGUAGUUCAAAGUUUUAUAAUAAAUGUCCUUACUAAUAUUAAGAUAAAUAUAUACACAGCUCACUACUCUCACCCGCCUAUACUAACAAUGUAAUAUCUUGUAAACAGCUUGACAGAGAAGGAAAUCAAAAAUUUCCAUUUUGCUGGAAUAAAGAUAAAAAUAUAGAAGUACCUUUUUGGAAAGUCUGCUGAUUAUUUUAAUGUGUACUUAGGAAUUUGAAAUUUAAUAUUAUAUUAAAAACUCAUUGAAUUAAUUAUUUUAAUAUUAAAAAAAAAAUCAACAGACUUUUUGCCAUGUAAAUUUACUAUUUAGACCAGUGCCGCAGCGGUAAAAUAAUUACUGAUUAAAAAAAAAUUACAAAAAAUGUUUACACAAGUCAUAUUUAUUAAAUAAUUACUAUUUCAUGGAAAAUUUGCGUUAACAUGUAAUUCAUAAGACCAGCAAGGUGUUCUAAACUUAACUUUAGAAAUUUAAAAUAAGAAAAUAUAUUAUUUUUGUGUACUAUUUUAUAUUUUUAAAUGUAUAGCUUUCAACCCAGAAUUUGUUUUCCCAAAUGCGUCCAUGUUGCAUGUUAUCUUUUAUAUAGUAUAUCUACUACCAAUGGUUCUCAAUAUUAAUACUAUCUAACUAUUUUUCUUAAUGUGUUAUCUCUAUAUAAAUACACCUACAUAUAGUGUUGACUAAGAAAAACAUAUAAUUAUCCAAGUUUUCGUCCCACCCUGAAAUUCAAAUAACAUAGCUCUCGAGUAUAUUACUUAAAAAAUAUUAAAUAAUACAAUACGUAUUAAUUAAUGAAAGAAACUAAUAAUAUAAAUUCAAGGUUAUCAACAAUGUAAUCACUGUUAUUUUUCGUAAUUGUAUCGUUUGUUUACUUAUUGCCAACUAGUUAUAAUUUUUGUUAAUCGUAUAUGAGAAAGUCACGCGACUAUUGUCGUUGACUAUCACGAGAACGAAUCGAGUUUCUCGAAUAUCUACGAAUUCGUGAAACAUUAGAAGUUACAAAAUCUCCACAUUAAAACAAUGUAAUAUUCCAUAAGAAAAUAUGCACGCGUUAUAGUACGUACCUACCCAACAUGUAAUGUUAACAAUGUUAAAUUAUUUUCAUCUUGCUUAUUUCGGCGGUCGAGUUGUUUGUUUCCGAUUGGUUUAAUUUGUUUAAACUUCAACCCUUAGUUAUUAUUACGUUACUGAAAUUCAUUAUAUAUCAUAUUAUAUUGUACAACAAAUUGAUUUAUUCACUUGGAAAUUAUUUUAUGCUAAUACGCUAAAAAUAAUAUAUAAAUAUGGCUAUUGGUUGGUUUACCAGCUACUUGUUAUGAUUUAUGGUUUUAUUUUACCAAAUCAGAGCUGCAUCUGUGCAUACGUUUCAAGGGGGGGGGUAUAAUUUUUUUUAAAUAACCUUAAAUGCACUCAUAAUUUUUUACUGCUAAUUAUAAACUCGUUCUAAUUUUUUUCGGGGAUGAGGGGAGGUAAGACUACUAGACCUCCCUAGUUAUAGCUUUUAUUUCCAAAUUAACAUUUUUUUUAACGUUGUAUCCUCCCCCACAAUAAGUAAAUAUAAUAUUAUGGUAACCCUAUAUCGAAUGAAUAAUAAAAAAAAAAAAUGUAUGGUAUUAGAAUAAAAUAAUAAAUGUUUAAUACUUGACAAUGUGUUUCCGGAUCUCCAAAAAAGCCCUUGUAUCUUUGUGUUUGGCAGUCGAAACUAGUUUUAGGUAUUACUGAGAGUAUUGGAUAAUCCACUCCUGGCCUUCCUGGAUUUCCUACGUCUCCAGUAUCGUAUUCGUCAAUUUGAUCUGGAUUAUACUCCGGCUUAGGUUUUUUCGGUCGUAUUUGUUCAUCUGCCUCCUUUUGUAAUAUUUUCAAUACAGCUGACAACGUUUGUAUACUCGAACCAAUAUUCUCUGGUGUAAUUUUGUUCGAUAGCCGAUUUCCCAAAUCGUAACCAUUUAAUAAUUCAUUUAGUGCACCGUAUUUAUCCGUCGUUGUGGUUGUAAUUUGUGUAAUUUGAACUUUUGGUUUGGGUCUUCUUAAUUUUUUGGCUUUAGUGGUAAACAACUCAUGUUCCAAGGAUGAAUAUUGAGUCGGUGGCACCGUUGGUAAAAAACCAUGUUCAUAUUUUAUAGGAUUCGGUUGAAUAAUCGGUCUGGGGCUUGUUUGACUAUUGUAUUCAUAAUAAUAAUCAUAUGAUUUUUCUGUUUGAACGAUGUAUGGUGUUUCAGUCGUUGAUAUUACUAUUGGUCUUUUUUGAGAACUAGGAAACCUGAGAUAUUCAGGUGUCGUGUGUUGUUGUUGUUGUUGUGGAUGGCGGUUAUUUGGUAAUUUAUAGUCGUGUUGAUACUGCUGGGCUGGUUGUUUUAGUUGUGGUUUUCUUUGGUUUUGAUAAUAAAAAUUAUUUGCCAAAGGCCUAGGCGUGUUAGAAUUUGGAUUUUGAUACUGAUAUUGUCCAUCAUUAUUAUCAUUGUUACCUACUACGUAAUAUGUUACGUAAGGAACUAGACGUCGAAAGCGUUCUGCAGUUGUCAAUGUUCCAUUUAAUUGUUGGUGGCUUUUGCUCGAAAAGUUUUGAUUUCUCGUGUCUGUAAUAAAAUAACAAAAACCUCGUUAUAACUUAAAGAGUGUAAACGAUUUUUGAAUAUUUAUAAUUUUGAUAAAAAUGUAUUUUACAUAGGUAUCUAAUAUACAAUUUUGAAUAUUUUUUUUUAAUUCAUUAUUAUUUUAUUAUUUAUAGGUAACUGUUUUAUUUAAAACUGUCUUAUGCAAAAAAAAUUUAAAUUUAUAUUUUUUCUCAUUUUAUUAAGACUAUUUAAUAUCAAGUACCUGUAUCCCAUUUUAUAUUUUAAAUUUUAAUUUACAAAAUAUUGGUCUAUAUAUUUCUACAAUAAGUAGGUACUACAUACCAAAUAGUACUUUAUUAUGUAGUAUAAUGUAUGCUAAUUUGAAUCAUAGAUAAGCUAAACAGAUAGAUGCCCAUAGUGUUUUUAUCAUUCUCUCUUGAUAACAUUUAAAGGGAAUUGAUCUCGGUUUUCCAAAUUUCCUUUUAAUGCUUUUAAAUAGUUUUAAAAAAAACCAUAUUUUAUGGCCACCUUCAUGAUAAGAUUUUUCUACUUAUCUACUGCCCAGAGACCAUAUAAACCGAAAGACUACAGCCGAGACGAAUAUGACGACAACAAGACAAACCUGUAGGAAUUAAUUUUAAGUGGGGUGGUACUUUAAGAAAGUGAUUUUUUUGAUUUUUCCAGCUGUUUUCAUAAUAAAUGGAAAAAAACGUAGACAAAACCGGAAAAUAGGUACAAUAUAAAACAAAUAUUAUUAAAGUAAAUAUAUAAUGCACAUGUCAUUAUUUUACCAUAAUAUGAUACAUAUAUUGUUGACAUAGCAAUAAUGGUUAAUCGUUGGGUACAGAUGUAUAUUAAAUUUCCCUUCUACCUUCCCAACUUCUCACCUAUAAUAGUGGCCUAUCCACGUACGAAAUAUGUCCGUCUUUUGUUUUUACAAUUUCUAGUUAAAUAAUUAAAUUUCUAUUUUCAACAUAUCAUAGUACUCUUUAAAGAACCUAAAUAAAAAUAAUCCAUGUAAAAAAUUAAAAUUCAAACACAAUUCUUUCAUUUUUAUCUGACUUUCAUGUCUAAAAUACACUCUGCCAUCAAUCCCCAUAAAUUUAAGAUCAAUGUAACUUAAUAUUAAAUUUUGAAUAGAAACAUCGGUUUUGGUAACAUUAUUCUAGCAUGAUUAUUUUUAUCUUUUAUAACGCAAUCAAUUUUAUUUUGCAUAUUAUUUUUCGUGUUUUGAGUAUUAAUAAUUUACCUUAUAAUAAUAAUAAUAAUUACCUUAUGUAAUUAAAUGAUCACUUAGCAUUAUUAGUGUAAAUUUUUUACUCAUAUUUCCCAUAUUGACCAAUGCGUAAUGACUACUAUUGUUAUCAUAUUAAUGUAUUCUUUAAGUUCUUUAAAUUCAAAUGUUUUUGCAUUUUACGGGUGAUUUUUUAUUAUGAGCCAGCAAUUAUUUCAGAGGAUUUUAAGUGGAUUUGAUUUCUGUUUUUUUCUAAUCAUUAUGGAAUCGUUUAAGCUUUACUAUAAAACCAUUUUUAAUUUUUCACCCCUCAGAAGAAGAAUCAGAGAUAGGCAAUUUAUUACCCUUGCCUACACCUCCGAUCUAAUAUUAAAACUGUUACAACUCCAAAAUGGUAAAUCUUAUAUUAGCGCUAUGCAUAUCAAAAUUUCUAGAAAAAUAUUCUUUAUUCAAAUCUUUGUUUAUAAGGGGGUCCCUAUUUGAAAAUCACAAGUAUGUAUUUAUUUAAGGUACAUGGAGUAGAGGUAAAAAAUAAAAAUGGUUUAAAAAUAAAGCUUAAAUUAUUCCACAACGAUUAGAAAAAACAGAAAUCAAAUUCACUUAAAAUCCUCCGAAAUAAUUGCUGGUUCAUAAUAAAAAAAAUCAGCCUGUAUAUCAAUAUUCUAAUAAUCUGUGUUUUAAGUAUAAGUUAGUUAAAAUAAUUAAACAACAUAUACAGAAAACAAAUUCAUAGGAAGGUUCAUAAAUCAUAAGUAAAAAAAUUAAACAUUUUCAUCUCUAGAAAUAGUAUAUGGUAAUUAAAAGUAAAGUUUUUCAAAUUUCGAUUAGUCUGAAAAUAACAUUUUCGAUUAUAAUAUUAUAAUUAGUAUACCCUUCUUAAAUAGUAAUUAUUUUUUGUCGAAACAUUCUCAAAUUGUAGGUAUACCUACGAACAAAUGAUAAAAUCUAACAGGUAGCUAAAUCUUUCUAAAUAAUGUGCCUACGUUUAAUAUCGCUAUUAUAGCGGCCAUUUCACAAUUUGGUCCACGAAAGGAAUUUCAUGUAAUUCUGUUCCCCUAUUGUCCACAUAACGUAAAUCGUGAUUAGAAAUUCUUAUUAAUUUUUUUUUUUUCAUACGACAAACAUAAACGAAGAUUUAUAAAAUAUAAUAUAUUAUUAUUUAAAUACACGAAUUACAUAUUAUGUAUUUGUACACCCGUCAAUCUAUUUCUACGCAUAAUAUUAUUAUUAUGUUACCAAAAAUUAACCUUGUGAUACAUCAUGAUACUUUAUAAUAUGAUGUAAAAGGGAAAUCGCAUUGUCUACGUAUAUGUGUACUUCAUGAUGGUAUAUACGAAUAGUUUUAAUUUCAACGAACCAUAUCGAUCUUAUGAAAUUAUUUUGAUUAAAUGACACGGUCAACAAUUAUAAAAAACUAUAGGUACGAAUAUCAUAUGAUGAUUUACAAAUUAUAAUAUUACCUAGGUAUAUUUACACCUUCUUUUUCUUUUCUGUUUUUAGUAUUUUUGUAUAGAUUUUAUUACGUUAUCAAAACAAAGUUGUUUAUUUUUUUAUUAUAUUAUAAAAUACAUUAUUUUAUUAAUCUCAGUGCGUAAUAUUAAAUAAAUAAAUAGCUAUGGAUUAUAACGAUUUCCAGAGAAAGUACCGUCGUCGUUUGUCCAUGUGUGUCUUGAAUUCGUAAUUAAUCACGAUUAUAGUGUAUAUGCCAAAGUGAUGGUUACUGGCCAUUUUUUUUUCGUAUAGGUAAUUCAAUUUUAGUAUUAUGAAAUGAUUUAUCGGUAAUGAAUAAAAAUACACGUCGAACUGGAAAUAUAGCUACCUAGUAAUAUUAUAUAGGUGUCUUCCUAUACAUCUUACAUAACUGUAAAUUACGUUUGUAGAUAGUAUUCUAACGUAUUUUACAUGCAAUAUUAUAUAUUUUUUUUUUUUUUCAUACCUACUGUGAUUUUCUUAUUUUCGCACCGUAUUUAUGUUUACAUAACUUUUUUCAAACAUAAAAUAAUAAAUAUUUGGCAAUUUAUAUUAUUUUGUCUUAUUAUCAACAGUUUCACGUACGUUGGCAUUGAUAGACUUAUUAUAAUUUAUGAGAAUAAUUUUUAACUAUUACAAUACCUAGUUGUAUGUACGGUGUACCUAUACGCAUGCAUAUUAAAGUCUAUAAUACAUUUUUAGAUUCUGAGCAGAGCGAGGAAUACAUUGGUUUUACUAUAUAAUAUGUGCUUUUUUUAUUUUUUUCAUUUUUUCUGAAAGAAUAUUGUAUUUUAGUAGUGACUAAGAAGGUAGGUUUUAGAUUUUUCGUGUAGUUUUCUUAAUAAUUGGGGAAAAACGGGAAAUUUUAUGACAAACAGUUUUAUUAUUAUCGAUUUUGUUUUAUUUCUGCUAAAUGUAUUACCCUUUUCUAGACGUAGUAAAACUUUCAAAGCAUUCUAGCGUUAUUUGAGCUAUUUGUAGGCAUUUUAAAUUUUUGAAUUUAUUUGGUUUUAUGUGGAUACGAUUUGUUUGCCAUCUCACAUAUACUUAAAUAUUUUACACAGGGUUUAUUAUAAGUUAUACUUCAUAGCAUAAAAAAAAGUUAAACGUCAUUUAAUAAACCAAUGUGUUUUAGUUCAAAUUUUCGACGAAAGUCGUAAAAAUCAUGGAAUUUCAAAAUAUAUUUAACCGAACUUCUCUCAGAAUUGUUUUUCGUUAGCAAUGGUUUAUCAUUACAUACAGAUAUAAAUUAAAUACCUUUAUGUACCUUACAUUGCCAACUUCCGGACAAAACCAUUUACAACUAUGAAAAUUGGUAUAUUAUUACAAUACUAGAAAAAAGCAUACUAUACUAUAAUGGUUUGGGGCGGGGGUCAAAUGAGUCUAUAUCCCUCCCCUGGCUCCACCACUGACACCCAUCAACAGUAUUAACUCUUUUUAUUAUAAAUCAUCGUUAAAUUAUUUACAAUUGUUUUUGUAUAAUUAUUAUUACUUAAUCAAAUAUACAUGUUAAUAGCAUUUUUCCAGCCAUUUAUUAGAAGAUAAGAAUUCGAAAAAAUAUAAAUUUAAGUUUUUCAAAUAAAAACCGCAUGGAUAUACAGGGAAGUGUGUAUAUUUAAAAACGAAACAUUUAUUUUUAGAACUCAUUAUUAAAUAAUAUUUUUAUUUUUAUUCCAAUUAUAUUUUAUAAUGAUUACACGCAAUCAAUUUAUUAGUUAAUCUUGGUUUAACGAUAUUGUAUCAUAAACGUAAUAUCAAUUAUGUGUCUGAUAUAAGUUAAUACGCAUGCGUUACCCUUGAAAGUUAUUUGAGUUAAGAUGAUAAUAAAAAGUCAACAAAGUUUUAUUUAAUUAUUGUCGUAAUACCUACGUAUUUCAUAUAUUUCCCUAGUGUGUAUAGCUUAAUUAUUAUUAGAAGGGGCAUAAAUUUAAAAGUAUAGUCGUUUCAUAAUUUCUGUAGACUUACAGGGUGUUCUAUAUUUAUUAUCUAAGGUGAUUUUUUUUGAUGAAACAGCAAUUAUCUCAGAGGAUUUUAAGUGAAUUUGAUUUCUGUUUUUUCCUAUCAUUAUGAAAUUGUUAAAGCUUUAUUUUAAAACAAUUUCUAAUUUUUACCCCUACUUUAUGUUAAGUUGUUGUAUUUUCAAAUAGGACCCCCCCCCCUCCUUUGAACAUAUAUUUGAAUAGAGAAUAUAUUUUAGAAAUUUGUAUAUGUAUUACACUAAUAUCAGAUUUACCGUUUAUGAGUUAUAAUAGUUUGAAGUUUAGAUAGGAGGAGUAGGGAAGGGUCAUAGAUAGGUAAUUUAUUACCUUUCUUCUCCAAGAUAACUGCUGGUUCAUGAAAAAAAAAAAUCACCUUUAUACUCUAUAGGCGUUUUGUAUUCUGAGCGUAGCUAGAAAUUUAUUGAUUCUACUAUGAUAAUGUGUACUUAAUUAUAGCAUUUUGGAUCUAUUUGGUGUGUUGAGGAGGUCAUUUUUUGAUUUGUCUUGUAUAGCUUCCUUAAUAAUGCGGCAAAUAAUAAAAGAGACUUGAAAUUUUUACAAACGUCUUUUUUUUGUAAUUACAUUUUUUUUGUUUUGGAAUAAGUUUUUAAAAAAAUUAUGACAUUUCAAAGCAUGUUUAACUGAACUUCGCUCAGAAUCGUUUAUCGUUAGCAAUGAUUUACCGUUGCGUAUAGAUCUAAAUUAAAUUAUUCUAUAUAUCACACUUAUAACAUUGGCGUAUCUGUUAGCAGUAAAAGCUCUUUCGUUUACUUAAAAUUAUGUUUAAAUAUUUUCACGUAAAAUAUUAAUUUUUAAUGUAUCCAUAUGGCACGAGUAUACGUAUCAUUUAAAUCACUUUCUUAUUUUAAAUGAUAUUUAUUACUCCUUUUAUAUAAUGUCUCGAAUGAUGUAGGUGUUAUGAGUGUUCAUGUCUCUAUAGUAUUAUUUAUGUUUUAUCUGCUAUCUACUACUUAAACAGUUUUACGCUCUAAAAAUCAUUUGACUAUUAACCGGUUUUGUCGUAGGUAUUGUAUUAUUCUUUUAUUUCUAACAUUGUUUAAAAUAAUUAAUUGGUAUCCGAGUGAGAUCAAGUUUUACGAUAAUAUAUAUUUCUAUCACGACUUUAUUCAUAGAUAAUCUGAUUUUGUAUGACAAUAUCAUUCUUUGACCAUAUUAGGAUCUUAAUUAUUUCAUGUGUGUGUUUAAAGUAUAAUAUACUAAAUUAACGAAAAUGUUUAUUAAUUUCAUGUCUAUUUUCAGAUAAUCAUACUUCAUUAAUCUAAGCGUUAAAUUAAUGUUAACAUUUUCCGGAAAAAAUAUUCACUUUCGAAUUUAAAAUAUGAAAUAUAGAUCAUUAUUUGAAAAUUAAAGGAUAUUGUUAAAAUUGUCAUCAUAUUUUGUAAAAGUAAAGCUGAAAUCGAAUUUACUUAAAUUAUUCGUAGUUGUUGAUCCUUGAAUCGUGUAUUUUUAGGUAUUUAUUUAAUACCUAUCUAUUCAUUUUCGUAUUCUUGGCUUAAUUUGUCUCAUACGUUCAGAUAAGUUUUUAUGAUUUACAUCUAUAUUUUAUCGGGGUACUUUUUCAUUAUGUGUACUGGUCACUGUAAAUGUUUAUGGUAAAAAAACUUUUUCAUAUUUAUAUAAUUUUCACGGGUAUUGAUUAAGAUUAACCAAGUCAUUAUUCUUAGCAGGUAGGUACUAAAUGUCUAGAAAACACACUUAUUCGAUAAAACUUAUUUAAAGCACAAUCAUUACUUCGUACAAGUAUUUAAAAAAUUAGUAGAUUAAAUAAAAUAAAUUAUUAAAUUAUUGAAUUAGAGCUUAGAGAUAAUAAAUAUUUUAUACAAAUUUAACAUACCUGUGUUGAUACUGUGUACCAAGUUGCAACACAACAAUAGAACACUGCAAAACGCGAUACUACUAAACGUGUCCAUCGUGCACGUUACACUGUGCACGCUGUUCAAAAACCACUGUCCAAGAGUUAAGGUCCUCCUCCUCAAUCUCUGUUGUAGUGAAUGGGAAAUGGUGAAUACGAAAAUAAUAAACAAUCUCUAGACAUUUGUAUAGUUUUGUUUAUUAUGUAAUGAUAAUUUUCUGGAUCGUUGAAUUGAAAUUGAAUAGUUUUCAAAGUUCAGUUUUAAUUUCAAUAUGGGUGCUCACGCUUGAAUAUUUUAAAUUUGUUGUUUUAAUUUCAGGUUUUUAAUUUUAUUACCUACCUAUUUAAUCUGCUAAACGCCGAUAAAUAACACUUAGUAUAGAAAAAAGUAAUGUAGUAAUAACCUAACCUAACCUUUUUAAUUUUUCAUAUUUGUAUUUACUUUUCCUUUAACAUAUUUUUACUACUAAAAAAUUUGUUUAUUUAACAUACUUUGAAAUCGUGACAAUUGGUGUCUGAUUGUUGAAUAUAAAUAUUUAUAUUAUUUAUUUAAAUUAGCUCGAAUACGUUUUACUUGUAUUUAUGAUUUUUUUGAACGUUGCUUUUUAUUAAAGAUAGUUUAUUUGAUUCAAUCAGUUAAAUUUGUCCUUAUCGUUACAAUAAGUUACAAUAUUAUUGUAGAUGAUUAAAAUUCUAAUAAGUCAUAAAUAUCAGUACUUUCAUUGAAUUGUUCUGUUUUCGAAAAUGUGUAGUAGUUAUUUGCUCAUGUUUAUAUACGAUAUACAUUCAUUAUACUUAGUGCUUACACAUUGGGUGAUUCUUAUUUUGAAAGUAGUAAUUUUUAUCGAGACCCGUAGGUUUUUGUUGUAUAAUUUGUUGUCAAAAUAUAUUUUAAAUAGUUCAAAAUAAAAAGAGAAAAAAUAGAAUUCCUAGGCCAUCACAAUCGAGAAUUUCCGGUUCGUCAUAUAGGAGGUAGAAACUUGGUAACCACUAACCUGUAAUAAUAUACCCGUGCAGACAAUCUAUAAAUAAUAACAAUAAUAAUGUUUUUUUUUUUAUUCGUGUGGCCAAGGGAAACUAGAAUUUAAAAAAAAUUAAUUUUCUUAUUACAAGGACAAAAUUCAAGAAUGAGUUCUCCAAUUAUAGGGUGAAUUUUUUUUAAAAAAGCACUUAUUUAUUUCACUUUUGAGGUCCAAGAUAAGUCUAAAUUUAGUCUUUUUGGACCGGAAGACAUCGUGAUCAGUGGGUGGUGUUGGCUUUUAGAUUACAUCGAAGAAUGAGUUUCAAAUAAUGAUGUUUAUUUGUAUUUUAAACACUAGUUAAUGCCAUUAAAUAUUAUAUCCAAUUUAUCGUAAAUGUUAUAGUUAUAAGACGAAUACGAUAGCAAGAUAUAAUAAUAUUAUCCUAGUUUGAUGUCUAAUCUGUUGAUAGAUCACACAAUUUACUGCAUACAAUUUUUUCAUUAUUAUAAUACGUACUAAUGUUUACUUACUAGUUACUACUUGUGUUUGUAGUAGACGUAAUGUAUUAUAUAUAUUUCCGUCUCCCAUCAAACAAUAUUAUACCGUUUUCCUGGCUAUAAUUCGCCAAAUCACAAAAUAUUAAACUCAUAAAAAUAUUAUAAAUUUAGUAUGAAUUUAAUUUUAAAUUUAUUUUUAGUUACUUAAUAUUUUUAUAUACUCUAGGUACCUACUGAUAAAUUUAAAAUGCAUUUAAGUAUAAUUAUAUAAUGCUCAGUGUUAUAUUAUUUAGUUUACUAUCCGCCUUCAAUGAUCUUGGGUGUGCCCCGACGUUAAAGUAUAUGUUUCAUAAUUUAUAUAUAUAUAUAUAUAUAUAUAUUACACCUAAGUAUUGUAAUAAAUACUUCGUCGUAUACUAUAGAUUAUAUUAUUUGAUACCUAUUUAUAAACCUUUAUUUUUAACAAGGUUAAAUUAUUAUAUAGUACUUGUAUUAUUUAAUUAAGUGUUAACUGACUCUCGACUUUUGUAUGAAGCUAUUAACUUUACAAUAUAUAAUCUUAGUUUGUUUUACAUUUUUAAGAUCAGUAAAUAAUAAAUUGUGUUGAAAUUUCAAAAAGUUGUAAAAAACCACAGCAUAUACCUAUUAUUGUUCACAGAUGUUUUUCCCAACUACAAUUGGCAGGUAGGUUGUAAUAAUUGCACCUCGGAUGGGCAUCGAUUAUGCUGUUUUACUAUAUACUUGGGUGUAUAAUAUGUAAAUUAAAGUGCGGUAGGUUUACUGUAUUAAUGAUGAUAGAGGUUAUUUUUCGAUCUUCUGAAAAUUGAAAAAAUAUUUUUUUUUAAGUACAAUUUUAAAUAAAUUUUAAUUAUAAAAUUUAACUAGGGUGCUUAUAAGUUAACAUUUCACUGGUGACAGUCAAAUUAACCCAAGCACCUUUUCGAAUACACAUGACAGACAAAAUUGCCAAAAUCCGAGUUAUAAUCACAAAAAUUGAUGCUGUUUAGUAUAACUGAUCUGUUCUUAUAGUUAAUUACUCAAAAUUGUGAUUGAAUGAUUUCGAGAUAGUUUUGUUAUUUGGAGAAAAACAUCUGCGUUUUCUAUCGUGUUAAACAUAUUAUUACCUAUAAACUUUUGAUUGCCAUUCUUUUUAAACUUCGUGAAUAUUUUACAGUUUUUACAUACCUACGGUAAAAAAGAAAGAAAAAAACGUAUAGUCGUGUCAUUAGUUCCGGUUUUAUAAAUUAUUAUAAAUGUAUAGGUAGUUGUAUAAACGGAAGAUUUCACUACGAAUAGGUCCAUAACUCUUAGAAACAUAAUAAUUUUACGAUAUGAAAUCGAAAGUAGUUGUUGACACUGUUGACAGUAAAUACUCGUAUAACUGUACCUAUAAUACUAUCUAAUUAUAUAUGUAUGUGGUAUAAAUCUAUAUAAUGUACGUACAAAUAUUUAUGUAGUUAUAUACAAUAUAAUAAUAUUACGAAUUCUUCCUACAUUGAUUGGUGUUGAUGGAUUUUGGACGUACGAUAAUAAGUCAUAUUUUAUAUGACUAUCACUGGGGAAGAAGGGUAAAAGUCCAUUGUCUUUUAACCCAGUAUAGUUUUAAAGUACCAUCUUAUUAUUGUUUCGAAAAAUAUUAUGUUUAUAAAAAUUACUAAAAUUACAAUACAUGUUAUUCAUUUUACAAUACCUAAACAAACGUUUCAUAUUACAAGAAAAUAUGUAUGAGCAUUAUAAGUAAAUUUGUAUUAUAAAAUUGUAUAUAAGUAAAUUUGAAAUCAUACCUAUGUUUUGUGUAGGUAGAUCAAAAUAGUUUGUUACAAAUCGGAUAAGUAAUUUUAGAUUGAGCAUCUACAAGGACGUAGCUAGUAUUUUAUUGAAACUUAAUAUAAAUAACUGACUGACUAUAACUGGAUAUAAACUUUUUCGAUAGUUCAUUGAGUAUUAUAUCGAAUAAAUGCUAUAAGAUUGAAAAACUGCGAGUUAAUUUUGUAUCGUAAAUAACGUCUCUAUAAUUUGUAUUGCCAAACAUUUAAUACAUAGGUAAUCAGCUAUAUAAUAAUAAUACAAGAGAAACUACAAUUGAAUUAUACUUAAAACGGUUUAUUGUCUUUACGAUGGUUCUCGAUUUGAGUCGAUAGAGCCGUUUAAUGUAUAAUACAGGUAUAUUACAUUAUUAUAUUUCAAUCGUCUGUCAGAUAAUCGAAGGGAUCAUUAAACCGUAAAUCCGUCGACGUCUUUGUCCUUCGCCGGAGCAAAGGUUAACCGAUAGGAAAACAAUAGACGACGAUGGCUGUUACACGUCAUGCACGGAUCGCUGUGCGAUGUGCCUUAAUGCAUCGUGUAAAAAAAAAAAAAAAUAAUAAUAAUAGUAAUAAAAAAAAAUGAGUAUUUAUUAUUAUUAUUAUUAAUAUUAUUAUGUGUGAUCGAGUUUUAAUAGAAAUAAGGACAAGGACGACUCGAAUAAUGUAUACGUUGCGUUAAAAUGACAACAAUAUGUGAUGUGGCCGAGGUAAAAUCGUCCGUCCCGAACUAUUUACAAUUAUUAUUAUUAUUAUUGCCUAUCGGAUAUUCUAAAGAAUCCUUUUACCAUUUAAAACCGGUUUCGAUUAAAAACGUAUUAAAUAAUAAUGUAAUACGGGUGGUCGCCUUUGGGGUUUCGGGUGGCGGAAAGUUCAACGCACUUUUUGACGAUUUUCCAAUGGCCCGCCGCGGACCGUAGAUAAUGAUCGCCGUCGAUCCGUCGCAAUAAUAUUGCCGACGACAAUAAAAUAAUAUCGUUUAUUAUUAUUAUUAUACAAUAAUAAAAAUAAUUUUCAUCGCGUAUUAGUGUACCUACAACUGCAACAAAUCUUAUUACGGCGUGAUGAUUUGAUACGUGACCGGCGACGAUUGUGCACAAUAUUCACCGCUUUUAUCGGCAUUAUCAAUCCGAUUGGCCGCUGCGCAGUUAGCGCGCGCUAUACACCCGUAUUAUUAUUAUAGAAAGUUAAGGUAUUUUUGUUUCGCCUUCGUGCAUACGCAUUUUAACGCGCGUCGUCUUGUCGUGAGCUUUUUCAGCUCUAUAUCCUAUCUGUGUUAGAAAUAAAUCAGACAGUUUGUACGACUAUUAUAGGUGUAUACCUGUACGUAAUAAUAUUAUACCUAAAUGUAGCGGAUUACGCGUUUUUCGUUCGUGUGUCGAAUGCGUGUAUAUGUUUUUAUUUAAUGUAUAAAUACAACUAUACAGCUUCGUAAACAUGUUUUUUUUUCUCUACCGCGUUCUUUCGCUAUACUGUUUUUUUUUUCUAUUUAAAAUUUACAAUUUCGCUACUUACCCAAUUAUAUUAUUAUAUACUAUUGCUUAUCCCGAUCGCGUGUCGUGUGAUCAAAAUCGUACCGUGUUAAUUAGUUAAUUUAUUAAAUCAUUAUCGGUACGAUACUAUAUAAAAUAUAGCCGAUAAUAUAUGUGUAUAGCUUUUUUACCCAAUAAAACUGUGUAAACGAUAAAUUAUCCGAGAGUAUACGUCACACGUUAAUAUGAUAUUAUAGCGUGUUAUACGAAAUCGCGGUAAUGCUAUUAUAUGUGUAUUACGCGUCGUUAAUACGUUUUUGUAAGAGAUGAUAUUAUCGCGUAGAUACGAUAUUUUGUAUUGGGAUAAUUUUAAUGUAAAACAUAAAUAGAUAAAAUUUUAAAAAAACUCAUAAUUCUGUUGCAUAAUAUUUAUGUUUAAAUGAUUCGUUUCGUAAACAUGACGUAUUAUAUUUGGGUAUCUCUCGGUACUGAAUACAGUGUAGAGUAGAAUAUCGAGAUGUAGGUAGUAACUUUUCGUAUCAAUUUCGACAUCAUCAUAUCCCAUCGGAGUACGUUAAAACGAUAUGUGUUGAUUCCGUCACGGUUAAAUAGAUUAGAUUGAAUAAAUUUGCGUUUUUUUUUUUUUUUUUUUUAAAUUUUAUUAUGUGUUUAUAAAAUCUGGAUUUUAAAUAAUACAGUAUUACGUAUUUUGUUUUCAUUUUUAAAUAAAAAGUAUCGAUUUCCACAUUUUUAGUAUCGCCUAUCCCUAAUUGUUAUAAUAUAGUUUUGUUUUUAGAAAACUAUCGAUUUGUGUGUAUGUGUAAAAAAAAAGUAUAAAAAUAAUAAUUACUCGAGAUCGCUUUUUUUUUUAUACGCAUUUUGUUAAAAACUGAAAAUGGUUAAAACGCUAAUAUAAUAUGAGAACACCUCGCUGUACAAUAAUUUCAUUUUAUAUAUUCAAUGUAUUAAACUUAUUUUUCUUUCUUUCACAUGUUCGCACGGCUCUGGGAGAAUUAUAUUUUUACACACGUUCUCCCGAUUGUUUUAUAUUAAAACUUUUAAUUAACAGCAAAGACGAAUUGCAUAACGCUAAUAAUUAGUAGUACAAAAAUUAAAUAAUACAAAUUAAUGUUUUAUCGUGUUCAAUUAACCGUAUAUAAUAUAAAAAAUAAAAUAGUUAUGAUCAGUACAAAACUUGAAAUUGUUAUUAAUACCUAAGUAGUUUUUUAGUUUCUUAUAUAUUUUCAAUGAGUAAAAAUUAAAUUAAAGUUGGAUUUUUCUUUCUCGAAGUAUUGGAUAAUUUGUUUUAUAAUAAUAAUUAUUGAUGUAAUAGUUAACACAAAAUAAUUCACAUAUCUCUUAGGGUGGAAUAUCGUUAUUAACAAAUCCCUUCUCAGUCCAUAUCUAUAAACUAUACAUCAUAAUUAAUUGGUUUAAUAGAUACCUAUUUUAUUACAUUUUUUUUUUUCUUAUAAAAAUAUAUUUAUCAUUUUUAAUUUGAUAUAAAAAUAUGAUAUAAAAAUUGAUUAUUAAGGUUCAGAAGGAAAAGUAAAAUGCUGACGGGUAGAGGGAGUCGCCCAUUGAUAAAACUCUUAGAAUUUAUUACAUUUGACCUAUUCAUAAUUGGUAUUAAAAAAAAUCAAAACACCGUUUCAAAAAUAAAUGUUCUAUUAUUAAAUUGGGAAUUUUUGAAAAUGUCCAGUAUUCCUAUAACUUUUUUUAAUGACUGUAAUAGGUAUGCCGAAUCUUGUUUUUUCCGAUUUUUCAAUUAUUUUGUAAAUAUUUUAUCAAACGUUUCGGUACGUAAACAAAUACCAAUAUUGAUUAAAUCGUAUUUCUUAUAUACCUACAGUAACCCGGUGCCGUGACCGAGCUAUAUGAUUUUAGAAAGGUUAGAUUGAAAUAUUAUACCGCACAAACUGUUGUGGUAUGAAUAAGUCUGGUCUGGAAGCUUUUCAAUAUUUCACUUUAACGAGACGGAUAAAUUACAAGUUCUAAAUUACGGUCUGAAAAUGAAAUAUGACGUGCAAUGGUGCUUGUGUUUUAGUGCGGUAGUCAGGGGGUUUUGAAUUUCGCGAAUUCCCCGGCGUAAUUAUUUGUUGGUUAACUAUUAUAUUAUGUAUAAUAUAUCUAAUAAUCGAACAGCAACGUAUAAUUAAUAAAGUUACAAAAUUAACAAAAACAACGCGUAUAAUAUGACGCGUGUAGGUAAUAAUUUUAAGAUUAAAUAUACCUAUAUACGAAUUUUUUCAUGUACCUACUUAUGUAUAAUUUCUCUCGAAAAUCCGGUAUACAAGUAUACUUAUUCGAAAUUAUAUCAUAAAUAAAAAAAAAAAAAAAAAAACUAAUUUUAAACAAACAUACAUCGACCAAGCUAAUUACGCGUACCCAUAUGUAUAGGUUGAUGCUUAAAAUGGAACAUUCUGUGGGUAUACUAUUAUUUAAUAUGGUCGGAAAUAUUAUUUUGUACACGAAAGUACGAAAAAUUGUAUUAUAUAAUAUUUUGUGUUUCAUUGACGCUGAGACGCGUAUAUACAGGAUGGUUUUUUUUUUUUUUUUUAUCAUGAACCAGAGUUGUUUAAGUGAAUUUGAUUUCUGUUUAUUUUCUAAUCAUUUGUGGAAUCGUUGGAAUAAGUUAACUCAUGAACGGUAAAUCUGAAAAAUAUUUUCUAUUCAAAUCUGUGUUCAAAAGGGGGUGUUCCUAUUUGGAUAUCAAGAGUAUGUACUUAUGAGUAUAAGGUAUAUAGAGUAGGGGUAAAAAAUUAAACAUGCGGGUUUAAAAAUAAAGUUUAAACGAUUCCAUAAUAAUUAGAAAAAACAGAAAUCGAAUUCACUUAAAAUUCUCCGAAAUAAUUGCUGGUUCAUGAUAAAAAAAAUCACCCUGUACAAUAAUAUUAUAAUAUUCUUGCAUCUAAAUUAAAUGAAUUUCCGUAUAGAUACUGAGGUACAUCAGUCAAGAUAGUAUUAACUUUCUCGUUAAAAUGUCGGACUUCUUUAAAUAAUACCGCGUGUGUUAAUGAUUUUGUGAGAAUGAACUCCAGGAAUCGUAUUAUACGAAUAGUAGUUAAUGACCCGCUCACUUUCGUUCUCCAUAAUAUAAUUAAUAUUAGAAUAAAAUCUUUUAUGUAUUUUUUUUUUCGUUUUAUAUAAUCACAUUUAAUAUCCUGCAAGCUAUAAGUACGAAUAUAAUAUAUACGUGUCUUCUUGAAAUUCACACAAACUGUAAUAACGAAUAAAAUAAUAACGUGUGCGUCAUGUUACCUGUUACCAUGUUUCUUUUAUCGUUGAAAAUUCAAAUAUUUACUUUAUUUAAAAAUUUAAAAUGCACGAUUUUCGAAAAUUGUAUAAAAUUGUUGUUUACACCCAAUUUAUUUAAUAUUUAAACCGUUAUCAAAUUUUGAUUUUCAAAUAGUGAACUAUAUUAAAUAAAUUCCAUAAAUAAAUUGAAUAUUAGUUUAAAUAUACACUUCGGUGUUGACAUUUUCGAUUUCCGUCAACCCGUCGACGAGAUAUUCCAUUCUUAAAUUCGAGUCUGGGGGAAAAAAGUGGAACAUCAUUAAUUGUGUGACGCGUGGCGUUUGAGUGCUCCACUGGUCCCCCCCUCCUAACAACAAAAUAUGUUCCAACCAAUACACCGUAUAUUUAUAAAAUUUUUGUUCACGUUACUAUUUUUAUAUCAAAGGUAGAUAUAGUGGUGUAACUAUUGGGUGAAAAAAAAAUUAAAAGUUAUAUGCAUUUGUAGUAAAGCGUGUAUCAAGAAUGUUGAAAAAUAAAUAACAAUUUUUUUCAAAAAGUCUAUGCUUUUGAAAUAAUAGAUGUUUAACGAUAAAAGAAACACCCUGUAUAUUAUGUGAUGUGUUUAAUAUUUUUUUAUAUAUUCUUGAAAAUUAUAAUUUAUUUUAUUUUCUACUAUUUUUACUAUUGUUUUGCCAUUGAAUCUGCGUGUAGGAAGAAAAAUCGAACACGCGUACCAUUAAAUAAGAGCGAAGUAAUAUAUAGGUAUCUAAUUAUUUCUUAUUAGAUUUUGUUUGGCGUUUUGUUUAUAUCUAAAAUUCGUGUAAAACUGGUCUUGACAUUGAUUUCUAGUAGUUAUUUUAGAACAAUUAUGCCCCUGAGUCAUCGAAACAGUGAAAGUUAUAUAUUAUUAUAUUUAUUUAUAAUCGCGUUAUAAUUUGUCGGCUAAUUCAUUAUUAAUUUUUCACCGAUUAAAUUGUACGUUAUUCGAAUUAAAGUUUUAAAUUGUAUAUAGGUAUAGAAUUCGAUUUUGAGAACUCAAACCGUCCGAUGAUAUUUAUUUUUAACAAUCUUACGACCGUAACGCGUUUUAUUUUUUUGACGUAUUCGAGAAUAUCUUGAAUUCUGUGUCGAAUAACUAAUAAAUUCGAUUAUAAUGACCUUAAAAAUUGUGCAUGUCGAUAAAUAAUCUUUUUUUUUUCUAUUAGACUGCAUAGGUAAUUUUAUAAAUCUUAAUUUUUGGAAAUAUUUCACUUGGCAAUAGUUUGGAGACAAUACCUCAAUGAUUGUCCGGCCCCGAAAACCACGGUAAUAAUGUCGUCAAUGAACUAAUUUUAUAAUAUUAUAGUAUUCUCAACGUACUCUAAUCGUUAAAAAUAAUUUUUUUUUUAAGUCAGUAGUGUUUGAUUAUGUUGUGGUAAAAAAAAAAAAACAAGUAAAAAUUAAAAUGUUGUCCAUGAGAAUUAUAUAUUAUGAAAUACGCGAUAUUUCAUUUACAGAUGAAAUAAUAAUUUUGUUGGCAAAAUAUUUAAUUAGACUCGACCUAAUCUUACUUUACCUUAUUAUUAUUAACUUUAAUUUUAUUCGAUCAUUUUUAAUAUAACUCUAUACGCAUUGAGUAUUUCAUAUUAUUUUCAAAUUCAUUAUAAUUAAUUACUUUUUUUUUGUACUUAAGAAGUAAAAAAAUAUAUUUUGUCAUUUUGAAGAUUAGUUAAAUGCCUUAUAUUUAAACACAUAGACAUAUAUAUGGAGAUACAUCAUCGGUAUUAAUUAGGAUUUCCAGUAUUAAGUUUAAGAGUCACUAUCAUCGUACUAAACAAAUAAUUAUACAUUUUAACUGUCCCGUGAUUGAAUAAUGUUUAUUAAAAUGUAUCCAAUAUAAUAUUAUUAUCUUAGUAUAUUAUUAUACACGUGAGACUACAACCCAAUAUACACUUGUGGAAUUUUGUCUGUGUAUCAUUUAUAAAAUACGGGCAAUUCACUUCUUAAAAUUAACAUUAUGAUUAUUUGUGCGAAUCGAGUGGAUACGAAUAUUAAUAAAUUAUUAAAAUAUUGAAUUUUUCGAUAUUUCACAGAGUUUAAUGUCAAAUGUUUUUUUUUUCCGACGUAAUGAGGUUAAUCUUUUGUUGGGGGUACCUACCUUCUAGAGAGGAAAGAUUUUAAUCUUUUUAUUGCUCUUCGAGGCUUGACAAACUCGUUCUAAAUACAAUUUUAAGAAUAAUAAUAUUGUUAUUUCAUAAUAUUACAUUCAAUCCAUUAGGCUUUUAUAUAUUAUAACUAUACAAUAGUAUUUAAUUUUAAACAACAUUAUUACUACAACUAGUUUCAAAAACAUUUAUAUUGGUAGGUCCUUACGUACUUCAAAACGUAAAAUUAAACGCGAGUACUUACAUUUAAAAAUUAACGAUACCAUAUAAUAUCCGACGCUAAUAACAAAGAGAAAAAUUAUAUUUACCUAUUUUUGGUCAAAUUAGUUUAUUAUGGGAAAAUUGAAGUGCAUGUUUUUAAAAUAUUAUGAUUGAUAGUUGUUAAUUACAUUCUAAUGGGAUAUACCUAAUAGAUAUUUCUUUGUAUUUCGAAAAUCACACUUAAAGAACUUCUUAUAUUUUACCUUGACAUUUAAAUGUGUACAGUACAUUAAGCAUUAGGAAUUCAUAAAAAUGUUAUACUGUUCAUAGAUAGUAAUUUUAGGGUUUUUUUGAUGAAAAUCUUAAUGUUAUUAGUAUUAUUGUUAAAAAUAUAUAUUUCGAACUAUGAUAUUUAAUGUAUAUGAAAAAUACGUACGAAUACGAAGGCAAACAAAUUAAAAUUUAUAUUAUUUGUAUUGUUACCUGGUGAUAAUCUGACCCUGACUCAUAUAUAUUAUACAAUAUAAUUUAUAAAAUGCGAAUAAAAUUGAUUUAUAUUUAAGUAUAGACUAUAAAUUUAACUACUGAUUUUUUAACGUAGUUUAAUUUACUCGGUGACGACUUGUUUUUUUUAUUUUUGCGGGAGGAGGGGGUGCAUUAACACAAUUCGGGCGGCUAAGUGAUUAAAACGAAUCAUAUAAAGUAUGUUUUUUAAAAUAACUAUUUUUAUUACAACAAUCCAAAAAAGUAUUUUAAAUAGGUAAAAAUGAUUAAGUAGUUAGUUCUUUACUACUACUUUAUGCUUUUGUUAUGCUAAUCUGUCUAUAUGGAUGUGCGCUAAAGCGUCUAAACGACUGCGAAUUUUUUAGCUGGUAGGACUACUCAUCAAUAUUAUAGAAGUUGUAUGUAUGUGAUUAUAUGGCUGUCGAUUGUGUAGCGAACGUGUGUUUAGCUCUCUAAAUUAAAAACUAAAAUUGUAAGUCCAAAUAAAAUAGCAUAAUUUUAAAGCUGUCAACGUAAAUUAUGGUUUAUACACUGAAUAUUAUAUGCUGUUAUUCUUUGAAUAAUUUUUUUAUUAUCUAUAAAUGGUACACAUUUUUAGUCUUCAUACAGAGAACUUAAAAAAUCCCCUGUAAAUAUAAAACUGAAUUUAAAGACCAAUUGAUUUAAAAAAAUUAAGUAUCCGAAUAAAUUCCGAAAAGAAAUAUCAGAAAAUCGCAUGAAUCAGAUGGGGGUAACACUAUAGUUAAAAUCCUCUGUUAUAUAUAUAUAUAUAUAUAUUCAAUAAUUUUAUUUUGUAGUUCCUUUCUUUACCAUUUAACCAUAAAAUAGAUUUUUAUCUUUGUGUUAUAUUAAUGUAAACAAUAUAUUUUUCUGUAAAUGGUUUGUUAGAAAUGUGUAAACAUUUUUUAUUCAAUUAGUUUUAAACAACUCAAUCUACUCUUAUAUGGAUCUGAGUCUAAACAUGGAUUUUUUUUAUACAUUUACUGAAAAUUCUGUAUGACACAUUGUAUUUGUUUUUUUAUUUGUAAUGAAGAAUCAUACAAUACAAUUUAUUUAGGUAUCAUGUAUAGAUAAUUUAAACCUAGGUAUAAAAUAGACCAUAGAUACAAACACCUUCAAUUUAUAAUUUAGGAACAUUAAAUGCCGAUAGUUUUUGCAACACCAGUUCUUUGAUUAUUUAAAACUGACAUUAUGUUUUUUUUUAAAUUAUAAAAUAUUGGAAUAAUUAAUUUGAACACAAUUACAAAAGGUCCAGUCUAUAAUUAAGCAAACUAUUUCAUCCAUUUUUUAAAUGGAUUAUGUCAGUUUAUUUUUACAAAUCUCAAAUUUUCCAAGCAGUAUCUCAAAAAAAGCAUACAAAUAAUAUUAUAUUAAGAAUAACUGUCAUUAAAUAAAUUAUUGAAUAUUUACUUUUUUAAUAUAAAUUGUAUUUUAAUGAUUUGAUAAUGAUUUAUUAAUAUCAAAAUAUUUUUUUAAAAAUACAAACUUUCUUUCCUCCAGUUAAUUUCAAAUUAUCAACUCUAUAUCUAAAGAAUAGUUUACUAUUUUUUUUUUCAUUGGUCUUUGUCUAUUAUGUUUUUAUAAUAUAUUGUAUGUUCCAAAAUAAUAUUUUGGAAAUAGUAUUCUGUACAUGAUAUUAAAUAUAUUUUUAAAUAUUUACUAUUUUCAUAUAUAUUUACCUUAUUAUUAAUGACAUAUUCAUAAUAUUAUUUUUUAAACACAAACUUUACUUUCUUCUCUUUAAUUAACUUACAUUAUUAUUUAAUAUUCAUAAUGUUACCUUAUUAUAGAAAUAAUAGGUGAUUAAAUUGUUAAUAAAUUUGUUUUUAAAGCUUAGGUUUUACAAUAAAUGUAAAUUAGGUACCUACUACAAACAAUUGCAAAAUAAUAUGUUUUAAUUAGUUUCAAUCUACCUACAUAAUGUAAUAUAUAAAUGACACUUUAAAUACAUUCGUAUAAUGUGUUUAAAUGCAGUUUUAAAUAAAGUAAUUAUAAAUGUUUAGUAACAUCAUAUAAUUCAUGUACAUUUAUUUAUUAUAUAAUAAUUUAUAACCUUGAAUAUUAACUCAUUUAUGUGUAAUAAUUUAAGGACAUUUUAUCACUUAGUACUUUAAUACUACUAGAUGAUGUUACAUAUUAUAAUAUUAUUAGUGUUCUAGGUUCUAGAGCUAUACAUGAAAAUAUAUACAUUAACAUUUACAUUUUGUUAUGAAUAGAAAUAAUUUUAGUCCAAGACCAUCUUACAAUAUUAUUAAAUAUUAAAUUAUAAUGAUACCUAAGUCAUACAUGUAUAAGCUUUAAAAUGUUAUGGACUUAUUGUAGUUAUUAAAUAAAGUUCUUUUGUAAGAUAACAACAAUUAUAAUAAAUACUUUUAAGAGGUUUUUUUUUUUUUAUUAAUUCACACAUUUUAAAGUUCUAAUGACACAUUCGAAAUUAUGAAAUAAAUAUAAUAUAAAUAAAAUUAUGUAUUUUUCAAUAUUUUGCAUAUAAUCACAGAAAUAUGAUCUAUAUAAUAUUAAACUCUGUCUUAUUAUAAUAUUCGGUGGAUUUUUGUAUAAAUUAUUAUAAUUUAAUAUUUUUUUUUAAAUAAUAUAAUAUAAAAUAUUGUUAAUAAUAAUAUUAAUAAUAAAACCAGUUAUAGAAAAGAAAAAACACUGUGUUUCUACACAUUGGGAUUUCUAUUAGGUAAUACAAUUUAUUUAUUUAGAGAAAAUAGUCGUUGACCUUUGGCAGUUCACAUUGUUCAAUCGUAUAAUAUAAUAUUAUGUGAUGUGCAUACGUCAUCAGUAAUAGAGUUAUCGUGUUUUUCUAUUUUCUUGAAAACUAAAGUGUCCAAUUUUGAUAUUAUGAAUUAUUUGCGCGCAGUUUUUUUUUAAUAUGUAAAAAAAAAAAAAUAGUUACAAGUGUGUGUAAUAAGUGUGAGUGACCUUAUACGACGAUAUAUUCACGGAUUUCGUUCGCGACAGUUAUGAUAAUCGGAUAUUCCGUAUUUAAAGUUCAACGAAUGAUGCAAAACGUUUGAUUUGCAUAAAAAUCCGUCGUCGACGGGCGGAGUCCGAACGCGGUAAUUCUGCGAACGCACGAAAGUGAUUUUUUAAAUUUUUUUCCCCGACCGAAAUGAUACUUAAAAAUAAUACUUGUCAUAAAUCAUAACGAAUUCGGGGUGUGCGAUGAUUGGAGAAGGGGAAUUACGUUCCGAACGUACUUAUACUAUAAUAAAUAAUAAUAAUAAUAAUUAAAAAAAAAAAAACGGUCAAGUGUUCGCUUCGGGCGUAUAAUAUAUAAUAAUAUUAUUAUUAUACCCGCGGCGGCGGUGACACUCGUGUAGUCGUUGCGCGGACAGGGUGCGAUCACGACGAGAAACUCGACACGCCGGUAUAUAUGUAUAUUCACUGUAAUAUCGUGAUUAUAUAGUAGUGCCGUGACGUAGGUAAUAUUUUUUAACCACCCGGGAAUAUCAUUAUCGUUUAAUGUCGUCGUCGUGCGCCGAUAUUUCAAACGAACGAUAGUAGUAGUAAUAAUAAUAAUAAUAAUAAUGGUAUUAUUAUUAUUAUUAUUACCACUAUAAAAUAUUGCGGAUGGAGAGGCGUGCGGCGGAACGGUUCAGAGGAAUAUCUGGUCGAGCAGCUCUUUGGUCAACACCCUGUGCGGCCGGUCCGGUCGCGGGGUCGUCCGGUACAGCCUCUCGUUGAUCCGGUACAGCUCCUUGCUCAGGUCGCACCGCACGUUGAACCACCAGUCGCACACGAACACGGCCUGGCUGAACUGCGUGCCGUUCGGGCACAGGAACGACGCCUGCCGGCCGUCGAUGUCGCAAUAGUGCCACGCCUGGCACCGGGUGUCCACGUCGGCAAAGAACCCCGGGUACGGUUGGUCGUCGCAGUAGAAGUCCGUGUACGGCACCACGGCCAACACCGGGUAGUCCGUUCCCGGUUUGCCUGCGGAAUGACGAACAAAAAAUUAUAAUUGUAAUUACAACUGAAGACCGGAUUUAUAAUAUUCUCUUGUAAAACACAAAAACAGCGCUUUAAAGAGUCGGAAAAAUCCCUGAUAAAAGCUAUUAGAAAUAUCUAAUAUAGAUGAGUUCAAAAGUCCCCCUCCCCCGUUAAUGACGGCUUUAACUUGUUGAAUUUAACACUACAAAAAUGAUUCACACAAAAUAAUUACCUUUUAUAUUAAUCAGUUUCGCGGUGUUAGAAAAUGUUAUUUUACAAGUUAAAUCUGUUAAAAAAAGGACUUUUAAAUGCAUAUAAAUCCGGUUUCUAAUAAUAACGAAUCAUUAUUGCCACGUUCUACAAAAAUACCGGCAGGGAAACGGGCGCUAACCGUCCGAACUAGAUUUGGAGACUAUUUAGAUAAAUAUAAAUAUAAAAUACGAAAUAAAAUUAUUUUUAUUUUCAUGAGUACUCGUAGUACAAUAUUAUAGAUUUAAGAAAAAAGUAUCAUGAUAAUAUUAUACGUUUUAACUUAUUAAAAACGUGCAAUUUUGUCCUGUACUCUAUAUCUAAUAAGCGUACGGUUAAACGCGAAUCGUUUUUACACGUCGAUUUCGAAGGGAUAGAUAGUUAUUUAUGUCGUCUAUUUCGAAUUGAAUGCGAUUUCACACGGCCGUAUAAUAGUCGUCUGUCGUCGUCGAUCGUGUUCUAAGGUCUCCGUUUAUCUCGACGAAUCGUUCCGAAUACAUAUUACAUUUUACUUUAGGUACCUACUAUACCUAUCAUCACGAGUGGUAUCUCUGACCGACCUCGAAAUAUCUGUACUUAGAUAUUAUUAUAUCUUCAAUAAUAAUAUUGUCCUUCUGCUUUUGCUGCGGCGUCGGUUUCGCGUACAUACACACAAAAUAUUAUCAAAUCGGUCUAUUAUUCUUGCGCCGUGUGUUUUGUUUGUGUCCUUUCUAAAACCCGGUACAGUAAUAAUGUGUAAUGUUAUGCGAUACCGCGAUACGUCUAUUGUUCUUAAUACUCGUCGUAUACAGCGUGUAAAAUAUUUGUCAUCGCUUUCGAUCAUUCCCAUCGUGCGUACGUUAUAAAACCGCGUAUGCCAUCGCGCCGUUUACUCGAAUAAUAUAUGGCGCGUCCUCAAUUCGAUAUAAAAAAAAAAAAACUCGGACCCGUGUCCAGAAGAGUGUUGUUUCAGAGGCCAGGGCCCCCGUCCCCCGCUAUGGAAACGCCAUUGGUGUAUACCUAUAAAAUACCGUAUAAAAACGAAUGGCGUUUAACGCGGCGAAUUAAAAGGAAAAGUCUCCGUAGAGAAUCGGGGCCAACCUCCGCAGCCUUUGGACCGUUACGAAAUGGGAGAGAGAAAGAUACAUACAUAUCCGUAAUACAUAUCGUAUAUAGUGGACAUUAUAUCAUAUAUUAUUACGGAUACAAAACAAUAUUUAUCGCCGAAUUUGUAGCCAAAUUUUUGUUUUCUUUGCUCAUUAUGUAAGGCAUCAUCGAUUUCUCAGUACAAAGUGUUCGAAUUAUGCAAUCAUAUGCAUUGAAUUCGGUUUGGAAAUUUUGAUUAUGAUCAUUAUUUUUUUUAUUUCUUAUAACGUGAAUUAUAGUAAUUAUAAGAACAUUACUUACAGUUUUUUCGUGUAUUAAAUUCGCAUGCAUAUUACGAACAAAAUAUAAAAUGUCUAAUAAAUUGAAGGUGUCUUCGUAGACCGUUAUACACAGACUUGUUUAAAUAAACAAAUGAUAAAUUUCAAAAAAAAAAAAUGCAUCAUAGGGGUAGAACUUUGGUUCAAUAAAUUCGGGAUAAGUUGCACAUCCUUAACACACCCCCCCCCCUUCCCUUGAUAAUAUAAAUUGUCGCUGUAAAAAACCAUUUGCGGUCUGUUGAAAUACUGUGCGUAUCACUGCGUUCGUAUUAUUAUUCGUCCGAUUUAAUCACAGAACGUAUUUAUUUGAAUAUUCAUCGCGUACCUAUUAUAAUAAUAUUAAACGUAUUGCGUGAAGUUGAUCGAAAUGGGCAUCGCGCGUCUUCGAUCGGUUACGUAAUUUCGAAAACAUUAAUAAAAACCUACUUACUUUUGUAACGUCGAAUCUCACUCCGACAGCGUACCAUGCUUAUAAAUAAUUAUACAUAUAUGUAUAUUUGUUUUGAUUCUAACUAUCCAAUUAAUUAAAAAAAAACAAAAAAAAGGAAGCUAUCGCAAAGUUAAUUUGUUGGUACUCGUACGCACAUUAUAAUAAUUACAUUGAAACUGAACGCUAAAAUCUCGCGACGAUUUAAACAGAACGUGUACCCGUUUCAAAUACUCUCUUUCGGUUGAACAUUUUUUUUACUUCAAACGACAAUCGUUACUAGCUGUUAUCCGUGGUUUUUCGCGUAUACUUUUAUAUAAUGCCUUUUUUUACGGGGUUAUCGAUGUAGAUAGUCGUGUAAAUGUAAUAUAACAACAGUCAGUAACGGUACCUUUAACGCAGGAUAUUUUAAACUAUUCUUGUACUAGCUAACUUGAAAGUUCGAUACGACUUUCCGAUUUCCCCUCGAAAUCACAUUACUUCUUCGUUCAUUUAAAGUCAUUUGUCUACGCGGCAUUUGGUUUCACGCCCGAAUAGGAAAACCGAAAUCGCUUUUUAUUUACUUAUGUAACCCCGUCGUUCCGGUUAAUCAUAAUAUGUGCAGUGUUUUUGCAAACUAGGUAAAUUUGAUAUCCCUUUUCAACAUGUAUUUGUACAAUAGAUACCUAAUUUUGGAUUACUUAAGCAUUUUUAAUUUUUUUCGUUUCAAACAUAUUUGACACUCCAUUUCCAAAGAAAACUACUUAUCUCGUAUUUAUAGUUUUUAACUUUCGGACAUUCUUUAUAUUUUUGUAAUGUGCAUUUCAAAAUUAAAAUGUAGUAAUAGUAAUAGUAAGUGAAACAAAUUUUUGCGCACAUGACAAUUAUAUAUGAUCUACAAAGUUGUCUAACAUUAACACUAACAAAAAUUUACAUUCAAAUUACUAUAUUAAAAUGCAAUUUUUCAAUUGGUAAUUUUAUCCAAUCCCCGCGUUAAAAAAAAAAAAUAAGUUUACUGGUUUGAUGCGUAAGUGAAUUAAGAGGAGGAGAAUGAUAAUGUUCCAACACAUUUUAUUUUUUUUUUUUUUGAAAGGGGUAUAAAUUUGUGCUUCCCCUAGGAAACUGUCCACAGAUGCUCCUAUAUAUACAAUUAAGCGUACACAGUCUUUGAACCACUGAUCAAGGAUAAUUCAAUAAUUAGCUUUCUCUCGGAUGAGAUGUCCCAUUGAAUAAUACGUUAGUAAAACAUAUUAGGUAACAAAUAUAUUUGCGCGCGUGCUGGCUGUCAUAUCAAUUAUUAUUAUUCGGCGGCACAAUGUAUUCCACAUGCGCCGCCGCUGCAAAUACUGACGAUUCGUAUAUUAUGAAGAUUAAUAGUCAUUUUUUUUUUCUACUCGGAACGUUAUUGCAACUAUAUUAAUAACCCGGUAACUGGUUUCGAGAGGGGAACGACGAUUAAAUGUGGUUAGUGUAACAAUACCUGGAAUCGACCUUCCUAGUUCCAAGUAUUCCCUGACGGACGGACUCAGAAAUCCCGGCGGCACUUUGGCCGUUUCGUCGCCCGUUUCGUCUUCGAGGCGGUCUCUUUGGUCCAGACCGCCGUCGGCCCCGGCGUCUUGUGUCUCCAGCGCUCUGGGACUUUUGGUCUUUUUGCCGUCUUCCGAACCACCUGUAUAGACAAAAAACACAAAUAUCGUCUUUCAGUCAAAUCACAAAAAUUAUUAUAAAUCGGUGUUCGGUACUUAAUCCUCAGUGAUAGGAAACGACCGAGCGAUUCAUUUGCAAACGCUAACUUGUAAAUUUUAUAAAAAAAAUAAACAUGCCCAAUUUGUAACGAAACUUACUGCUAAAUAAUAACGAGAGAAUUUGUUUUCGUUUUUCGGAUGUCUCCUAUGUAUCUGUCACCGAUUAUUGAUAGUCAAUAGGGUUGGGAAUUUAACGCCCGAAAAACUCAUUUAAAAGCCCGCAAAUAGCAUUUUUAAUUUAAAUUUUGAUAAUUUUAAGACCGUUAUUACAAUUUCCCGAUAUGUUUUAUCUGGCUUCUAAUUAUUAACGAUAGCGUUUUGCUCGUGUUUAGCAAUAAGCAAAACAGACCCUAAAAAAUAGAUGACUUAGUUCUGUGUGUGGUAAACGUGUUUCAUUAUCGAUUAAUUUUAAACAGCUAAUUCCAUUAUUAGCUAAUGAAAAUGGUUGUACUCUUUUUUUUUUUUUUAUUAAUUAACUGAUGAUUAGCGUUAGAGGUACAUUGUAAUAGGUAGGUAAUGAUUUGUUUUUAAAUUUGACGCUAAAGUCUACCGUUACGUUAAACUGUACGCUAGCUUAACUGAUAGUUAACAUUGUGCGGUACAUUAAAACAAAAUAUAUGAGGCCCUAGAAAAGUAAGUGUGAGCUAAGAGAUAACGCAAUAGUUAAAAAAAAAAAUUAUAGAUUUUGCUUAUUGGGACAUAACAGUAACAAAAUUUUAAAAUUUUGCCGCUAAAUAUGUUCGCUAGAACAAAAAAAAUCUAUACAUUUGUAAAUAAACGGUGCACUUAAGCAUUUAAUGAACAAGAGUAUAGAAAAUAUAUAGUUAGUAACCACUAGUUUCGUCUAUGAGCCAUAAUCAGGUUACAUAUAUUAUAAUAUUAAAUAAAACAACUUACUAAUACUACAUGUUAUGAAACAUUACAUGAAUAAAAUAUAAACUAAAUAAUGUGCUUAGAUUUGUAUAUUGUAGUGUUGCGAAUAUUAUUAUGGAGGUGUGAUUUUAAUAUCAUUUUUGGCUUUACCAUUGUCUAAUAAAAAUUACGUCACUAUUAUCAACGAGUAUAAAAUAAUCUUAUUGGAUUGGUGUCGAUUUAUCGAUUUUGUAAAAUUUGAAAAAAUUAAAUUUAGAAAUUCUAAUGUCCACCUCAAGGAAUUGCGUUUGGCGGAUUUAAAUUUCGAUUCUUUAGGGUUUUUACUAUAAUAAAAACCCUAUAGGCUAAUAAUUCGAAAUUAUUUGUUUAAUUUUAAUUCUCUGUAUCUAUCAUAAGUAUAAGAGGCGACACACAAUCAAUUUUUUUUUUUUUUCUAUUAUUUCCGAUAAAAUAUUGAAAUUUUCAUUUCCGACAAGCCUUAAACAAUCGUAACCCGUUUUAAAAAUUGAAAUCCGUCGAAACGCGAUUCCCACAAUUUCAUCUGGAUUUUAUAUCUAAAUCCCAUUUUCGAUCCCCCCGGUGAUACAUAUUCGUGGUAUAAAUUCGCACAGACUCAACCUAACCUAAUAACAUUAUCAUAGAUUAUAGAUUCGCGGAGCGUUACGCAAUGACCGCUGGCAAAUGCGUGCGUUUUGUCAAUCAAAAAACACACACGGCUUGGCAGCGGAAUCGACUCCGGGUCAAACGUUGAAUAAUGUGUGCACUCGUUUGAAAGUGGCUUCGUAACGUGUUUUUUUUUUUUUAUUAUUAUUUAUAUUUAUUUUAUUUUUUUUUUAUUUCAUAAUAUUCUUAGGCACGCGUUGGCGUGCGCGCCCGAACAGCAGACGUGUGACCUCACGGGUCAUAAUUAUUAUAACCCGCGAAUGAUAUUAUACAGGUAUGGUUUAUUAUAUACAGGGUGAUAUCUAGAGACGUAUUUACAUUUUCGGCGCCUCGGGGCGUUCUGUUCCUUUAGCACCCGUUCAUACAUUUUCACAACACACUGUUAUAAUUUCGAGCUCGUACACUUUACAUUUAAUUCUCUAAAACACACUUUAGGACUUGUUAAGCGAGUGUAACCUGUGGGAUGGCGUUGAUAUCGAGGUGAUCGAGUUAUAUACACGUAAGACACUUAUUAUCUCCAAAAAUAAUCACUUUUUUUUUUAGAAUUUUCCUUUGGGAUAAUAUAAGAACGAGCAACGCUAUAAAAUGUAACGUUAUAUUCUUAUGAUGGUUGGAGAGUAAAACCACCGGGCACCACGUUUUGAUUUUCAAAUAACGACCUAUAUUACAAGUUACGUAAAAAAAUUACCACCGCAUUUCCUCCAAAACCCCUUAUAUUUUUCUUAUUGAACUUUUUGGAUUUUGAAUCUUUUAACGAAAUUUGUUAAUAUUAUAAUAACGAACUAUUGGUGUAUUAAAACUUUAAAGAAUAAAGUAUAGAAAUGAAAAAAAACAUGCUGAUACUGGUGAUUGGUGCGCCACUGUUGUAGGUGGAUAAUGGUGAAGCUAGAGUACAUAAAGUUUUUUAAUUUAUAUCUGGGAGCAAUGAUAAACCAUUGUCAACAAAAAAAAACGAUUUUGAGUAAAGUUCGUUUAUACGUAUGAUACACAACUUUUUUACCACUAAGUACAACUUUUAAUAAACCUCCCGUUAACUUUUCAAACAUUUCUGUUCGGUAAACAAUUAUAUCCACAUAGUACCUACCAAAUAAAAACUCAGUAAAAAAACUCGCAAACAUAAAAUGCCUAUUAAUAGUUCAAAACACACAAAAAUGUAUUAAUAUAUUACCACGUUUAGAAAUGGUAAAUGUAAGUUUACUGUCAAAACGUCAUGUUUUAUUUUUUACUUAACGUAAACUAACGUUUUUACUUAACCUAAUUGUUCUUUCUGCGUGAUUUUCCAGUUUUGCUCAACUACUUUUUUACAUUUGAUUACAAAUACCACAAAAAAACAGGUCCCUGAUAAUUUUUCUAUUGGAGCAAUAUUUCUGGUAAAAAAUAUAAAGUCAAAAAAUUGAAAAUAAUAAAAUCGCAAAUUAGGCCGUAAAUUUUUCAGUUUUCAUUUACGUAUUUUUCAGGUUUUUCCCAAUUAUUUUGAAACCCUUAGAAAAUCAAAAAUGAUAUCUAUAAUCCACCACCUAGAUCCACAAUGUUACGAAAAAAAAAAGAUAUCUUGUCAUUUUUCGAUUGGAGCUAGUUGUUUACAGACAAAAAACGAAACGCACGCGCCACAUUAAAACCAUUAGGUGUCUCGCUCGGCUCCGAAUCUAAAAGUCCGACGCCCGGUCGCCCCAAACUUGUCGUCAUCUAUUGAUAAAUUCAGUGUUUAAUAUUCACAUAACGAUAAAUUAACGGUUGAUAAAUUUAAGUGUCGGCGUAUUGAGUUAGAUUAACGAGCGUUGCUCAAUCAUUGUUUCAUAUUCGGGUUAUUGUCAGAAUAUACUGGUUAACGUGUAAAAUAUGGUUCCGCUGUACCGACAGUAGAAGUAACGCAAAACACUGAUAGUGAAAUUUAACUGUGCAUAAAUUUUUACACGACGAUUUAUAUGGGCCCUGUAAUUGAACUCUUGAAUAAAGUAGGUGCAUUUUUUUAUCGACAGAUAAAGUUUAAAACGCGGUUUACGGUACAGAAUUUAAUUGAUCUUCGGGUAAUCGAGUUUGUCUCUGUGCAAAUACGUAUUUCGGUGCGACCCCGCGCAGCAAUAUUUGAAAAACAGUAUACGGGUGACUACUCCGGACGAUCUAUUGAUCACCCUGUACACAAUCUGUACCUGUUAGGGCGCGCGCGCGCGCGUACGUAAUAAUAAUAUUAUGCGUGUGUGCGUGGCAGAUUAUUAAUGAGACCAUUGUCUUUUUUAUUAUUAUUAUUAUUAUUAUUUUCAUAUAAAUCGUAAUGUUAUUAUAAUAUUAUUUGUUGUAUUAAAAUAACACGAGAUCUUUUUGUGGGAGCAUCCGCGUGUGGGUUCGUCGUCGUCGCGCUCGCUAAUAAUAACGACGACGAUGAUAAAUGACAAUAAUCGAAAUCCGUGUAGAUCGCAAUACAAUAAUAAUAAUAACAAUAACGUUACUACGAUAUUAUGUUCGCGGACGAAGGUCGGCCGAGUGAUGGUUUUCAAUAAAAUAACGAUAAUAAUAAUAUUAUUUAUGGGUAAUGAUUUCUGGAAACUGCGGUUCCGACAAUCAAUCACACCGCAAGACGCGGGCGCGUAAUUAUAAUUUUUUUUGUUUUCCGCAAUAUUGUUAUUAUUGCGUUUAUCAUUCCAACGAAACGCUCGCCAGUGCGUUUAACACGUUUUCGGCUACGACCUUAACGUUACAGCGGGUACACUGAAAUUUAAACUCCUGUUUUUCGCCACUUUCCAUCGGCGACGACGCACUGCCCCGACACCGCCCGCGUGCGUCCGGUGGGCGUUUUAAAUCAUUAUUAUUAUUAUUAUUACGCCGGUCGUAUUAUUAUCACAAUCGUUAUUAAUAACGAAGUCGUGCUCGCCCCGGAGCCAUUACAAUAUAUAUAUACGUAUAAUAUUAUACACGUACGCCGAGUGUUCCAGAUACGUGACCGGGAGGCGUGGUAAAAACCUUUCGAAAAAAAAAAAAAAAGCGCCUAUAUUUACUCUUACGGCGCGACUCCCGCGAGACCUUGUACCCGAAAUUUGCAAAAUUGCGCGCGUUUUAUUUAUUGACAUAAAAGUUUGUCGUUUUUUUUUUUUUUUUUUGCCUUGCCUUGCCUUGCCCACGUUUUCAGUGCCUAUAAUAGGGUGCUCUUCGGCGCGCUGGAGAACAGGUUUCGUUAUCUCCCCGUCGCCUCCCCGCUUUGGCUGGCGAUAUUCCAAAAAUAAUGACUUACUAUUUACGCUGGAAACCUGUUUCUUUGUGCCGCGCGUUAUCCAUUCAGAAAACAAACGAGCAUUAUAAUAAUAAUAAUAAUAAUAAUAAUGAUAAUAAUUUAUUCCAUAACAGCGUACUUUAAAGUUACCAAUACCUACCAGCUACUAGGUACUACAAGUACACGCGGUUCUUGUUACAUGACAAUCCGGCGGGUUCGCCGAUUUUCCCUUUCUAAACGGUCUGCUGUGCCCCGGUGCACACUACAGUAAAUAAUACUCGUCGGUGCGUCUGGGUUUUUUUUUUUUUUUUCCUCUUACAAUAUCAACCCAAUCGAUCCGGGAUGAUAAUAAUAUAUUCGCGUUUGAUUAUUAGAGCCGUUUACAGUUUGUUUUUGUUUUUGUUUUUUUUUUUUUUUAAUUGCCGUUAAAAACGACGCACAUCGAUCGGUCGGAUUAAAGUAAUCCAUAUCCAAGCGUGACAUUUUUCGUGUGUAAAUUUACGUAUUGAUAAUAACAGAGCGGGCAAACCGUAAUUAUGUAUAAUCUAUGUAGAAUUGAAAAUCGGGCGAAUAAUAUUAUACUUUGUAUAAACUUAAAAGCCGGUAAACUUAUACAUUUUAUAUGGGAGGAGAGGGGAUCAGAUCUGCGGAAAAAACAUAAUCUAUAGUCUGUGUACGAAAAAAGGCGUUUUAAGUUUGUUUAUAAUACCAUAAAAAAAAAAAAAAAAAGUAUACGUGAAAAAUGAUUUUAGACGAAACCCGAGCUCCCAAAUUCAAAUUACCUCGAGCUAGUAAUGCCUAUACCCAAUGGUUGUAAACUUGUAAAUAGUAUUGUCACACUGUUAUUUUCAAAUGAAUAAUAUAUAUUAGCAUUAUGUUAGUCUGUGGUAUGGUUCAGCGACAGUAAUUACAGUAUCGUUAAAUCCACAGUCCACCUGUAUUAACACGAUGAAAUAUUAUACGGUAUACUGUCUAUUAAAAAAUUUAAUUCACUAAAAAAGAUACUUACUAAAAUUACCAACAAGUACGUUUUUUAGCUCUAAAAAAAAUACACACAUCCCUCCCCCUCCCCCUUUAUACGUCCCUGCAUAAUAAAGCUAUUUCUAAUGUUCUUAUUUCUUCGAAAUUUAAUCCAACCUAUGCAUAUAACGAACUAGUAUAAAAAUAUCAUCGCUACUUACCAAUGAUCGGUAUGAAGACGGCGAUAGAAAACACCGUGCACAAUAAAAUUAUACUGCGCAUUUCGUUUGAAGAGAACAUUAUUGCGUUGUCGUUUUAAUAAAUAAUGUAAAUAUUCGAAUAAUAAUUACGACGUCAAGACAAAUGGUUAACGAACGAACGACGACGGCGUGUGUAGCGAAUUAUCGAGGUUCAUUCGAAUCGUAAAAUAUAAUAAUUGUAGAAUCGUACGCAUGUCUUUCGAGAACAUACAAGGAAGCCGGUUGACGGCUCACUCGUGCUAGGCCCAUGACCGGUCACGAGACGGCUUCGAGUGUGGCCUCGGCAACUCGAAAGAGCAAUGGGAAAAGAUCCGGAAGGGGAAGUAUAGAUAGUAAUGCAUAUACAGUGGAAGGGUAUUAAUUGAUACCCCGCAAUAAUAUAUUAUUAUGCAUGCCGAAUAUAUAUGUAUAGGUAUAUCAUUAUUAAUGAAAUUAAUUAUAAUUUAAAAGAAAAAAUAAAAAACCAUAAUUUUAGUUCCGUACGUGAAUUAUUAUAUAAAACCCAAAUAUUAGCAUAAUAUUGUAUUAAAUAAAAUAAGACUAUACAAUAUUAAUUUUCGUACAGACUUUUGAAAAAAAAAAACUGAUACUGGGGACGGGUGCGGCCACUGUUGUAAGCGGGUAGUUAAAAAACUGGGAUACUAAAAGUUAUUUAAUUUAUACCUUAAGCAACGAUAAACCAUUGCUAACGAAAAACGAUUCUGAGCGAAUAAAAAAAUGUAAAAUAAAAGGAAUAAAGAAUUAAUAAUAAUAAAAACUUUUUUAUAACAAAAAAUUAACCAAAAUGGUUGCCAAUGAUUAUGUUAAUUUUAAUUUUUUAAUCUUUUUCAAACUAAAGAACCAGUUUUCCUCAUCAUCACGAAUAAAAAUUUCAACAAAUCCUUCUUAUCAACUAGAACCAAAAUGCAACAAAAAAGGUCUAUUGUUAUCUUUUGAUUGAUUGGAUCAACAUUUUUAGGAAAAAAGUAGUUUACAAACAGAAAAAAAAUACAUAUUAUAGUAAAACCAAUAGAUCUCUCACGUCAUUCAAAUCUUGUUAAUUGGAAUAAUUAUGAAAAUUCAUUUGAAAUUCGAAUAUUAUAAAAAUUGAUUUAUGUAUAUAAUAUGUUUGGUUACGAAUAAAAUCGUUUUUACAUUAUAGUUUGUUUAUCCUGAUAUUUUUAUUGUUUUCAAUAUUGUCGAGAAUAAUUGUAACUCGAACGAAUAUUAUUGUGUACUAGUAUUCGUUAGAAGUAUAUUACAUUGGAAAAAUAUAUAUUGCAAGAAAUAAAAUUAAAAUUUCUGAUACCUAAUUGGUUUUUUUUUUUUCUAGGGAUUCAAAUCAGAAAUUCUCAAACACCAAGAUCCGAAGAACGAAUUAGACAUCGAGAAACGUAACCUCACGAUGUUCGUGUAUUCCGCAAUUGGCACUUUACAGUGUUUGGAGCAAAAUAUGUUAAAACUGUUGAACGAAGCCGAAAUAUCCGUUUUUAAUUCGAUAAACAAAGUUACUGACCAAUUGAGUAAUGCCAUUGAUGUGAGUAUUUAUAUUAUUUCGCCCUUACAAUAUUAUCAUUUGAAUCGAUUAGUGAAUGUAUUAUUGUUUUUUUAUUUUUAUAAUUUAUCGUUUCAAGAAUUUACAACAGAAAUUGAAUUCGGUUGAUGUAAUGUUGAGGAACAGGCAUAAUUCGUCUGCUCUGUUGUCUGAAGUUAUUAAUGAUAUUGGACGUGAGGUGAACAUGAUAUUUUACAUAGCAAAAAGGGACGAUUCCAAACAGAUCAAAAUUUUCCUUAACUAUGAUAUUUUUAUGGAAUCCAUUAAAAAGUGCAUUGUUCCGAAAGUCGAUAAGGGUGACAUUUACUUGUUGGAAUACUCACCUGAAUUGCCUCCCAAUUACUCAUUGUACUUAAAAAUUGACAAUGGUAAGUACUUUAACAGUCAACAAUAUUGUUAUUGUUAUUAUUUAUUAUACUUAUGUACAUGUAUGUUAUUCGACAUUUAGCUUUGUCAUCUAGCUCAACAGCUUCAGAAAUAAGACUUUCUUCUUCGCUCUCGUCCAGAUCGUCCCAAUCCAGUAUACCUACUGACCAUUUACUGAAUUAUACAAAGGUUGAACAAACGUUGUCACCGGUCAAUAACUAUGCCUCUUACGUAAAAGAGAUCACCAAAACCGAAAUUGAAUCUAUUAUUGUAAUCCACCUCAAUAGUCCAUCUGAUUUCUAUGUGCAACUGCACGCCAACAUAUCUGUUAUGAAAUUGGUUGAAACUAAACUCAACGAGUUCAUACAGAACAAACACAGUAUUGUGGAUUCUAUUGAAAAAAGUGAGUUGUUAAUUAUUUAUGGGUGUCUUUGGGUCAAUCUUUAAUUACUUCAUGUCUAUUUUUUCAAUAAUACAUUUUUUAACCAUCUAUAUUAACCUAACUAUAUUAAGCAUUUUCUCGAAUAGUGGUCUCUGUCAUUUGUAUCUUGGGAAUCAUAAAUUAUUAUAUUAUUAUAUUAAACCAUUUCAAGACAAGUUUAUUUUUUUUUACUAACAAACUUGAUUUAUUUUCCUGUAGAUAAUAUAAUGUACGCCGUACAAAUGUCUUCUAAUAAGUGGUGCCGAGGGAAUAUAAUCCACAUCCUUGAAGAAGACAAUCAAAAUAUGUAUACGGUUUUUUUUAUUGAUUAUGGUUUUACAGAAACUGUAACAGCAGACAGGUGAUUUUUUUUUUUUUUUGAUAGUUGCAUAACUUUUUUAGAGUUAUAUUAAUAACCAUAUAAAUGUUUUGUUUCAAUCGACAAAACACGUUAUCAAAAUAAAAUAAAAUAAAAUUGAAAAAGUCUUAUGCAUAAAUCUAACAAUUAGAUAUUAUGUAAGAGAAAUAGAAAUAUCAUAUGGACCUAUUAUAGGAGAUAAUAAAUUACUAUCAAUAAUUCAAUUUAUACAUUAUUAAACAAUCAAAUUAGUUGUACCCCAUGUAGCAGAGAGAAAACAAUAGAUAUUAUUUAUUCCUUCUCUCUUUCACAAAAUGUUUGAAACCACAUAAAGUGCUAUAAUAUGUGGCCUAUCCUAGUAGUCUCAAAGUGGAAGAAAUAAAUAUUUAUUGCGGGCCGCACUGAAAUGGUUCACAGACUGCAUAUGACACACGGUCCACUUGUUUGAAACCACUGUCCUAUAAUUGUAUGAACAUUUGUGUAAGAACACUGAUCUGUGUUAAUAAAAAUAAAACAAAAUAUCUGUGUGAUUUCUGUCUAAAUGUACUGUGAUAUCAUUUUUACAUGGCCACUUGGCAGCAUAAGAUAUUUGUAGCUUUUAAAAUUAUUAAGCCAAUUAUUAUAAAAUAUAACUUAUUAAAUAAUAAAACUACUAGGUACUGAACAUUAUUUUUAAAGAUCAAUUUUUAAAAAUAAUAUAAAAGAAGUUUCAAAUUUUUAGGAUUCCAACAGUGCUUAAAAGGAACAAAUUCAAAAUAGUUUAUUGUUUUGAUUUCAUUCAUUUUUCUGGAAUUUUGUCAAUUUUUUGUCAAAAAGUGAACAAUUUGGUUUCAUUCAUUUGUUAAGCUAUACCUAUAGAGUACCUAAUUUAAUUGUAAUUAUAACGUUCUUAUAAUUUUUUACAUCAGAUUUAUUUAUUUAUUAACAAUUUCUAUUCAAGAAUUAAAUAUUUUUUUAUUAGAAUCUUUUUAUUUUUCAUAUUAUGUACUUAUUUGCAAUAUAAUUAUAUUUCUAACUAUACAAAAAUGAAUAGUAAUAUGUCAUAUUAAGUAAAUCCUAAACAUUUUUCAAGAUUUGUUUUAAAAAAUAUGUAUUAAUUAUAUAUAAUGAGCUUAUCCUAAUGUUCCCUGUGAAGGACAUUAGCUGGUUAGAUGUUUAUGAAAUUGGUUUAAUUAAUACCUAAUGUAAAGAGCGAAAAAUUUUCUUUAGUAAGGAUUGAGAAAAAGAUCUAUUUUCUUUCUUCAAUUCUAGAACAUACAAUUAGCAAUUUAAUAAGAUGAAUGUGAAAUAAAUUUGUUUUAAAAGAAACUUACCAAGCACUAGGCCAAAAACAAUUACAACUGGCCCUAUAUAUAAAUUAGUAUAAAAAUAUUAAAAGACUAAUUUUUAAAAUAUUAUUAUAUUCAUUUAUAAUAUCUUAUUCUAUAAAAUGCACAACUAGAUUGUAAAAAUCCUGUAAUUAGAAUACUAAUAAUCAACAAAUAUUCAUGUAGAUACUAAUAAUAAUAAAUCUUAAUAACUAAAUACCUACAUUCUGUCACUAAUACCAUAAAUACAUAAUUAAUAAUCAAAAUUGCAAAAAGUAUAUGUAUUUGUCAAUAUAAUAUUCGAAUAAUAUAAUCUUUAGUAUAUUCAAAAAUAAAAAAACCACAGUAAGGUGCAGGAGCCUAAUAUUAGUCAGUAUUAAAUUUUUAAAGUUCUAUUUAUCACAAAACUAAAUAUUUUAAAAUAGAAAUAUAAAACAUUGUACAAUAAUAAUUAAUUUUUCCUGUCAUUAUGGAAUUGCUUUAAAUCUUAUUUUAAUAUAAUUUUUUUUUUCCCUUAAUCCUUAAAAUCUUAAAAUUUAAGUAUAUACUUUAGAUUUUCAAAUAUGAAUUCCCCCUAAGCACAGAAUAGAAUAGAGAAUAUUAUGUAUUAAUCUUUUUUCUGUGCUAAUCGCCUGUGUUUGGUAUCCUUACUUUAAUGUUCAUGGAUAAUUUAUUGUUUGAUUGUUUGAUAAUUUGUGAUAACAAAUUUUUUAUGUAUACCUUUAUUUUUUUUCUAUAUUAUAAAUAUUUUAUAUAUUUGUUACAAUAUAGAAUAAGAAACGUAUCAGCAUCCAUUACCUUAAUACCUCCGUUGGCAUAUAACUGUGCCUUAUACAAUUUAAAACCGAGCUUAACAACUGGUUGGUCAAAUGAUGCUUACUCAAUAUUCAGUGAAUUGAUGUUAGAAAAGACUGGAUCAUUUUACUUAUAUCCUAUAAAUUUAGACACUGAACGAAUAGAGGUAGAAAUUGUAUGGAAAAUAAAUGAUUAUAAAUUACCCAUACGUCAAGCUAUGUUUUUUAUGGGCUAUGGUGGUCAGUUUUCCCAAUAUGUAAACGAUUCUUUGGUAAGUAUUUAAAACAGUUGAAAACAACUGUAAAAAUACAAAUAAAAAUAAAAAUUAAUACAGUUAAAUUGAAAUUUAUAUUGUUUACAGCAUAAACAACUUGUAAACAUAUUAACUCUGCCUAAAAGAGAAAAAUUGGAAAUAAAAGAAAGAUAUAAUGUUAUCUUGAGUCAUUUAAUUUCACCAAGCGAAUUUUAUUUUCGGAUUGUAAUUAUACUCAGAUAUUGAACAUUUAUUAUCUAAUACUUAUAUUGUUAUUUAGUACAUUUAUGAUUAUACUUUUUUCAUAAUAGGAUGAUGAUCUGAAUAUCCAUUUAUUAAGAGAAACUAUGGAAUUAUUGGAGACAAAAUACAGAUCUACUGAAAUAGAUACACAUAAGAGUUAUUUAUUAUAUACACCUCAAAUUGGUAUUUUAAUUUUAGUUAAAAAUAUCUUAAUUGUCUUAGGGUUUGUAAUAGUAAAUUUAUUUUAAUUUUAUUUGCUCAGGCAUGGCAGUUGCUGCUAAAUAUUCUAUUGAUUCUAAUUGGUAUCGAGCAAAAAUAAUCAGUUUACCUGAACCGCGUAUGGUUACUGUUUUUUACAUUGAUUAUGGUAAUUCAGAAACAUUGCUUUGGGAUCAGUUAAGAGUGCUUGACAAAGAGCUUAUUAAAACACCACCACUGGUAAGUUAAAUUUGAAUGGGGUUUAGUCACUUUAGCCCAAACAUUUUUGUUCUGCUCUUUAUCUAGGUUUAAAAUUAAAAUCAAAAAAAAAUAAAAAUUUUAAAGGUAAAUUUAAUUUUAAUAAUGUGUUCAAAAUUUGUGAAAAAGGAGUUUGAGUUCAAACCUUUGUUUAAGUAUAAUAUUUGUUAAAAACAGUGGUUCUUAAAUUAUAGUACAUACACGUACCACUGGUAGUAUUGAGUUAGUACUACUCUAUAUAGUAAUUAGUCAGACAUACUGAUCAGAGUACAGAUGAUGAACAAUUCAUGUGUUCCUUAUUCAUCUGUGAUGACACCGCAGAUGCCAUCACAGAUGGCACCAUGAAAUAUUAGAGGAACAUUGUUUUAAGCAGUGUUAUCGUGAAACCUAAAUCUUUAAUAAUAGUAAUUGGGGUUUUCAACAUUUUCCCCUAAUUCUAUAGUUUUGUCUGAUUGAAAAAAUAACAUAUUUUUUUUAAUUUUUUUUUUAUAUAAUUAUUUAAAAAUUUAACUCGUAAAACCUUAUAAUAACCUUAUUUAGAGUAUAUUAGGACCAUUCUCACCAUCAUUAAAAAGGCGUUUAUCUAAUUGUUAAACUGAAUUUUUAUAGCUGAUAACUACUGAAGCGUAGUAUUAUCCAUAUUAAACUAAGAGAAAAAAAUAACUUAUACUGGGGAUGGGAGUGGCCACUGUUGUAGGUAAGAAGUUGGGAAGGUAGGAAACAUAAUGUUAUUUUAUUUAUAUCUGUAAGCAUCGAUAAACCAUUGCUUGAUGAAAGACGAUCCCAGCCUAGUUCAGUAAUACAUAAUUUGAAUUGUCGUAAUUUUUUUUUAAGAUUUCAGUUUAAAUUUCAUUUCAAAACGCUUAUUAAAAAAAAAAAAUCUUAUCAUUUUGGAAAUUUUACUACAUCUAGAUAAGUUCAAUAUAAGUAUUAUUACCAAGUUUCAAGUCUGCGUGUUACCGAAUUAACCGAAUAACCGAAUAAAUAACUGAAUUAAAGCAAAAAAAUUCCCAAAAAUUAAAAUUCCUUAAAAGCUCAAAAAUGAUUAAAAAGUUUCGGCAAUGAGAAAGAGAGAAAAUGAAACAAAAAAUGUAUCUUGUGAUUUUUCGAUUAAAUCAUUUUUUUCUGGUAGAAAAUGUCGUCUUUUUGUGAUUUUAUAAAAUAAUGAAAUCGUGAAAUUGGUACGUUUUUUCACACUUAAGUGCUUUUAUUUAAAAAAUGGCAUCAAAAAUAAAAAAAAAACGACCCGUUUAAAAUAUCAUCUAGACAACUUGAGUUUUCAGAAAAGUUGCUACACGUAAAAAUCGGAGCAAGUUUACCAGAAUAAAAAGUGUCCAUAGACUAGAAAAAGAAGGAAAAUAAAUAAACAUCUUAGUAAAACCAAUAGCUCCCUCGAUACGCUCGGAAUCUAAAAAUUGUAAUUUUAACUUUUAAUUUCGAAAUUUUAACAUUUAUUGUCGACAUUAUUGUAAUUUUGACUUUUAUUUUCGACAUUUUAACUUUUCUCCUGGUUAAUCGCUUAUAUUUUGAAUACGGUUUCGAUAAUCAAAAUUUGACCCCUUUUAACUACUAACUAGAAAACGAGAGCUUUCAGAAAAGGUACCAUAGUCUAUAUUUUUGAGUAAGUUUACCAAUAGAAAAAAUGUCCACAGACCAUAAACAAAAAAAAAAUAAACUUCAUUGUAAAACUAAAUAGUUCACCAUCUUUUAAUUGACAAAAUACGUCCAACCAGAAUUGAAUAUCCAAAAUACAAUUUUCUAAAUAUUCUCAUACUGUAUUAAUAGGCGUUGUAAAAAUCAAGCCGUUUCAAUUUUCGUUUAAGUUCGAAGAUAUAUCUAUCCCAUUAUUUGACAAAUGUAUUAUUCAUCGCAACUAAAACUCAUAAGAAAAUAAUUUUCUAUCAAAUUAUUUAAGCGCAUUCUGCUGUUGUCACUUGCCUGUUGGCUGUUGUUGACUACAUAGUUCAUUGGUCAGCUAAUGGUAGAAUUAGAAGAAGCCUUCAACAAUGUGAAGACAGAGCGCGCGACGGACUGACCAAGUAUGCUAGAGUCAAGAGCCAUGAAAAAAUAAAUCUGCUUAUAGAAAUGUCGAAAUUACAAUUUUCUUUUUUUCUUUGUCGGCACUACUACGCUUCCGUAGGUAGCCGACCACGAUUGGUCGGUUAUUUUAUAAACUCCGUCUAAAACUCAACGUUUUCGUUUGUGAGAACGGGCCUAUGGGUUUUUGAUUAUCACUGUAUUUUUAUCACACGCCAACAUGGCAAAAACCUAUGUGAUGGUCACGGGGGGUGACUAUAAUACUUUUAAUGAGAAGUAAACAGAAUAGCAAACUUCAAUAUGUGCAGUUAGAGAACAAAAAUACCAUGUAAUUUAUUGUAGUUUUAAAGUGGGUAUUAAUGAUCAGUGAUAACAAAUAACGAUUUAUAUUGAAUAAUAAAAUAAAAAUAAAAUAUUGGACAUUUAAGUUUGAAGUUUAAUUUUCAUAUUUCAUUUUUAUUUUAUGGUAUAAAGACAAUAUCACUCGAAACCAAAUUUUUAGAAACAACCUAUUCAAUAAUUGGUAAGAAAUAUCGAUUAUUUAUAGUAUUAUUAAUGUAAAUUGUUAGUAAAUAUAAUUAAUUGAAAACUUUUAAACAUAUUUUAGUUUUGUAUAAAAUACUUAUAGUAUGUAUUAUAAAUAUUUAUUGAAAUCUUUAAAAACUAUAAAAUUAAUAAAAACAGUAAAUAUUUAAUAAUAAUAAUAAUAAUAAUUAAUUACAACUUGUAAUAAUAUCGUAUAAGUACCUAUAGUCUAUAUUAUUAAUAUUAUUAGGUAUACCGGUAUGCCUAAUUAGUGCUAGGUUUGAGGAGGGGACGCAGUAGAACAUAGCUACUAUAUUAUUAUUUUUUAAUAAUUAUUUCCCCUUACUAAUUAUUUAUACUGGGACGUUACUUCUCUUUGAGUAAAUAUUUUCAAAAAAUAUUUAUUUCCGCACAUUGGCGGCCUUAUGUGAUAAAAUAAUUGCUAACCAAUACGCAAGAUUAACGAUAGCUGAUUAUUUAAGGUAUACAAUUAUAAUUACUUAGUUAUGUAACCAUAUUAAUUAAUAAUAACUGUUAGUCUAAAAAAAUGUAUUCUAUGGAUUGUGUUAAAUGUAGUGGAUUAUGAAAUUUAUUUGUAAAAUUAAUGAAAAGAGAUGAACGAAAAAAGCUCCCACUGAUUAGAUUGAAGUCGAUCAUUGCAAGAGAAAAUCUGGAAAAAACAACCAAAAAAAUGUUUUACAAUACGUACAGUCAAUUCAGAAAUCAGGAAUUACUCGCAAAACAAAUAUUUUAUUGAAAUAUAAAUGUAUGUAUUUGUUUAAUACAGGCUGUCCCACUUAAAUAUACCCCUUAAAUAUCUCCGGAGAUAAUAAAGAUAACCAAAUUCUGUUUUUUUUUUUUUUUUCAUAUAUAUUACUCACACGGAAGAGGACUAAACAUAUUUAUAUUUGAGUUAAUUUUUUUAUUUUUAUUAUUUUCUGAACAUUUUAAUGUAUCACACAUUUAUAUCCGAUGAAUAGUUUCUAAGUAACAGUCAUUUUAAAUUNUGUUAUCUAGGGAAUAACCUAAUCGUGUUACGCGAUAACAUCGGUUUUCACACGGAUUAAUAUAAUUUAAAAUGACUGUUACUUAGAAACUAUUCAUCGGAUAUAAAUGUGUGAUACAUUAAAAUUUUCAGAAAAUAAUAAAAAUAAAAAAAAUUAACUCAAAUAUAAAUAUGUUUAGUCCUUUAAGAAUUUUCUCAUAAAAUUUGAAAAGCCAUUGGAAAUCUGGGAAAAUCGGUACAACAUUAAACAAAUGUUAUAAAAGAAAAUAUAUAAAGCCUAUUUAAUUAUUUACUAUAAAAUGGCAUUUAUAUAUUGUUAACAAAGCAUCACUAUCAACUGAACUCCGCUCAGAAUCAUUUUUUCGUUAGCAAAUGGUUUAUCGUUGUUUACAGGUAUACAUUAAAUUAUCUAUAACAGUAGCUGCACCCGUCUCCAUUAUCUCAGAACGUUUUUUUUUAUAUUAUUCGCAAGAAUAUGGACCAUAGACUAUAAUGCAUUUCCCGAACAUUUUGGCGCAGGGGCUUCUAAAACAGGUGUCAAACAUAAUGUUGUUCGACCACGUGUUAUUUCGUAGAACUACCUACCGGCUCUGUACUGAUCAAUAUUAAGAACCACUAUUUUUCAGAAAUCGCGUUGCCGAGUUGCGAUAUAAUAGACAACGAAAAUAUGAAUUUGGUCGAAAUGUUCCCUUGUUCUCCCCUUCUUUGUUUCACUCGACCAUACAUCAAGUACAUAGAUUCGUUUAUGCCAUUUCAUAUUCCCUCAAAACAAAAUUUUAUUGCAAUUGUGUGUUCUUAGACAUUUCAGAGGUCUACGACAGAGUAUGGCAUGACGGCUUUUUAUAUAAACUUAAGAAAUUCCUUCUGCCCACUUACUACUUACUCAUUCAAUUUUAUCUGACAGAUCAUCAUUUUCAAGUUUGUUACAGAUCAGCUCUAUCUGACAUAACUUCUGUAAAUGCUGGUGUGCCUCAAAGAGGUAUCUUAUCUCGGAUUCCCUAAAACAUUUUUGCUUCUAACCAACCUACUACCCCAACACUUCAGUGGAUGACUACGCUAAUGACAAAACGUUAAUUUCCAUUAAAAAUGAUCCACUCAUAGUAUCAAAAAAUCUGCAAACUCACCUUAUCGCCAUGGAAAAAUGGUUUUCCAAAUGGCAGUUUAAAGUUACUCAAAAUAGAUCCGUUCACACAACCUUCACUUUCAGACAUUCUCCUUGUCCUAGAAUUUUUUAUAUUCGGUAUUCCUAUUCCUUACUCUCCAAAUAUUAAAUACCUAGACCUUACUCUGGACUAAAGAUUAACGUGAGCCCAUUACAUUAGAACAAAAAAAUUAGCAUUGAAUUAUCGUCUUCACAUGCUCAAACCCUCAUGCAAUAAUAAAUACACUUCCAUUAGAACUAAACUGCUUAUUUACAAAACUCUUUUGAAACCAUUAUGAACCUAAAGACUUCAGCUUUGGAACAAUGCCAAAAAGACAAAUAUCAUAAAAAUCCAAACCUUUCAAAAUAUCACUCUUAGAAAACUAAUGAAUGCUCCACCCUACGUGUCAAAUCAAACAUUACAUAUCAACUCAAAACUUAAAUCAAUAAAUUAUAAAACAAAAAUUUUUUAUAAGAGACUUGGCCACUCCCACAAUACCUGAUAAUCUUCCGAGAAGCCUGAGGCGUAAAUGAUACCUUUUAAAUUAAAUUACAAAAAGUGUCAUCAAUGGGUGACUUUCAACAAAAUUCUCAUGACUAGGUAAUUGUAACUUUUAUCACAUUUUCACAUGCAUUUCUGAUACAGUUUGUUUAUAACUUGUAAAAAUAAAAAAUAAAAAAAUAUACAUAUUAAAUUUAAAAGCCCCUUUACUGGUUGAAUUUAUUGGAAAAGAUAAUAGAUACGUACAAAUGUUUCCCUAAAAUUAUUAUAAUAUUUUACGAAUAAUUUAUUGUCAUAUUCUAAUAAUUGUCGCACGAACAAUUAAAUAAUUCAAAUAAUUUUUGCACAAACUAUUGUCAUGCGAAAAAUUGACGUAAUAUCAUUAUUUUAGGAAAUCCCAUUAUUUUUACAUGUUAUUUUUUUAUUUAUUGGGGUCUUGAAAAUGACAGAAAGGAACUAUAUCUUGUGCUCUAAAAGUAAAAGCAAAACUUCAAAGUGUAUUAAGUUAAGAUAGACAAUGUCCAUGUGUUCUUUGAACCAUUGCCUGAUUACUUUAUGAGUGGUGCGUGUCGAAUGCCAUCAUCUGUUCACAAAUCCAAAUAAUAUCCAGAGCAAUACAAAAUUGAAGUUGCAUACUUGGGAUGAAACUCUUGUCAGUAGAGUAUUAUGAUCGAAUGUACCAACAUUUACAUUUUACAGUUAGUUUUCGAAAAGGUGACAUGAUCCCAAAGAAGUACCAAGAUAAUUCUCAAAACGAUUAUGUUGCAAAUCUCUUAGUCGCCCUGUAGAAAAUUAAAAACAUGCUUUUUUUAAAGUAUGUAGGUUUGUUUCUGUUCACUGUUAAGCAGCUGUUUACUAAAAUAAAAGACCUCCUAUAUAAUUGAUAAUGAACAAUAUCCGUCACCUGUUACAAAAGAUUGAUGAACAUCUUUUUAGUAAUGUUAUCUUUUUUAAAAAUGAGGAGAUGUGAUGAACUGAUAUGGUAACUAUGAGUUAAAUAGUGUCUAACAUUCUCUCAGAUUACCAGAAACAAACGAAAUUAGAAGACCCUGAAUUUUAUAAAUAUUGUCUAAUUGAAGCACAAAACAAUCAUCAAUAACAGUGAAAUUUACUGAGAGCUUUUCACUUUUUGUUGGCAAAAGACCUUUCUUCCUAAUUAUGAAAAGAAACAGUAUUUUAUAUCCAGGCUUGGGAAACACUUAGAAGUGAAUAGCCACACUGUGAUUCAUGACGUGGACACUAUUAUUGUGAAAUCAGCACUGACUUUAGUAGAAGAAAAGCACUUAAUAGUUGUUGCUAAUCUCAACGAUAUUUUAGUAAUUCUUAUUUAACAUAAUAAAUGAAAUAUUUAUUUUCAGUAAUUUACAUGUAGAGAUAAAAAAACGUAAAAUUAAAUGGAUGCAAUAUAUGCUUGACGAAAAGGGAUGCAAAAUUAAUCUCUUUUCAUAUGUAGACAAGAGAAGAUAAUAAUUUAUUGGCCAAGAAAAAAAAAACAAAUAUAGUAUUCAAAUACAAGAACAAUUGAAAUAUUACAUAGUACAUAAUAAUAAUAAAAAACAUACAGAUUGUUUGAUUGUUGAUAUGCUUUCACUGAAUGAUACCACUAGUACCUUAUUUGGUAAAAGUAAAUCUACAGCAUAUUGACAUUAUAGUUCAUGUAUCUUUUAAAAUAUAAUCUCUACUUAAAAAAAAUCACAACUGCCAAAAGUGAAUUUAAUAUUGUAAGAUUGCCACCUACAGAAGAUGCUGCUGUACACCAUAUUCUCCACAAACAUUUGCAAUGUCUUUGUUGGAAAAUAUCAACACCAAUAUUACUAAUUUCGAAGAAAGGGGUUUAAAAAAAAAAGAACAACUACAGCCCAUAACAUAUGAAACAUCAUGUAACAUCUACGUGUCAAUGUUAAGAUGUAAAAUGUAAUGAGAUAUGUUAAACUGUUCUGGCCAAGAUUGUACAAAUUGUAAACUGAAAGAAAGUGAUUUAAAAGAAUUUGAAGAAAAUUAUUAAUUUUAACUUUUCUCUUUUGUAAGUUUAAUGAAAUACAUAUUAUGCAUCUGUAUUAUAAAACACAUUUUUAAUAAUAAAAAUGCAAUUUUUAACACUGCAUAACUUUUAGUAUUUUUGACCACCAUUUUGUUAUUUACUUUUAUUUUGUAAAAUUAAUAUCAUAAUCUUUUUCAGCAUAAAAUUAUCUUGCACUAUUUAUUGCACACUCAUGUUUUUCUAGAGUUUUAGUAUGUAAAAAAGAUAUUGACAAUAAACUAAACAAUUCAUACCCCGUUUUUGUGGCAAUUUGUUCCACCUAUUGACUAUGUUUUUCCUGUAUCUACUGUAAUAUAAACAUUAAUAUAAAAAAACUAUUUUUGUUGCAACAAAUUAAUUUGUGUUUUAUAAAUCCUUAAUUUUUAUGAUUUGGGAAUAGUGAACAUUGUUAUUAUAAAUAAUAAUUAUUUAUAAUUGAAUAUUUUUUCGUUUUAAUAUAUUUAUAUAUUUUUUAGGCUGUGAAAGCUUCGUUGGCAGAUAUUUAUCCUGCUAUAGAUGGUAUAGAAAGCACUAGCUGGAAUGACUUAGCGUGUGCUGCAUUUAUAGAAUUGACAGAACACCACCACAAUAUUGAUGCAAAUUUGACUGCAUUAAUACAUGAUAUUGAUGAUGAUACAUACAAUGUUAUUUUAUACAAUCAUACAUCAAGAGGAGAGUUUUGUGUAAACCAAAAACUGUUAACUCGAGGUUUUGGAGCCAACAGAAAUCCUAUGUCUAUUGUAUUCCAGAAACAAAAUGUUAGGAAACCAUCACAUUAUCAAAAACCUCUACCAAUAAAUUGUAGAAUAGUUAGUUGAACUACAAAAUAACAGAACAACCAGAAGGAACAUUUUUAGAAAAAUGACUUUAUUCUUGUGGCGUCUGAAAAAAAAUCACACAAUGAGUUGAUCUUUUAAAAUGUUUGUUUAUAACCAGUGAUUAAUAAUUACCUUGUUUCAUUUAUAGAAGUAUUAUAGUUUUAAACUGAAAAAAACUAUACAAAUUAAGAUACAUAAUAUAUCUUAAUUUAUGCAAUGACCUGUGAGGUUUCAACUAUCAAUACAAUAUGAGGUUUUGUUUACAAGUAUUAGAAAAAAAGUAUUGUUUUGAUAUGAAUAUUUAAAGAAAAUCCAAAAUUCCCAUUCAUGGUUCCCUUUUUUUUAACUUUUCUUUGGUCCCUUCUGGUUAUUCUAUUAUGUAACUUUUAUUUAAAUAAAUAAUAAUUUAUUAGAUUGUUCAUAACAUUUAUAUGUAUAAAUUCAAACAAAAUGUUAUAAUUUUAGAAUGAAAUAAAGUUUUCAACUGAUAGUGACGCAACAGUGUUUAUUAAGCCAAGGUCAGUUACUAUACAAAACCAUACAUUUCCAAAAAUGGAUGAUGAGAAUGAUGUUCCUGGUAUCAAAAUGUUAGUCAUUAAGGUGGUCAGUCCUUAUGAUAUAACUUUAAAAUAUGCAGACUAUGAUCUAGCAGAGUAUGUAUAAUUAUUAAUUGUGUACAUCUUAUAAUUAUAAAUUUAUAUUUAAGUAAUAUAUUAAUACAUUUAGUAAACAUUAUUAUCACAAAAGUAAUUUAAAAUGUAUCCAACAAAUCAUUUUAUAAUAUUUGUUUUCAAUGAUAUCUAUUUGGUCAAAUCCUAACUAGAUGUAAAACAAUGUCAACUUAUUACAGUAUUACUUUAAAUUUAGUUUAGGUCCCUUGAUUAAUUUUGACUGUGAUUUUUAUCAAACAAAACACAAAAGUAAUUUUGCUUUUAUUUUUUAUUGAUCACUUAAAAGUUGAUAACAGUUAAAAUUUCUAAUUUUAUUUUGUAAUUUAUAUCAGAGUUGACAUGAAAUCAAAUACUUAUGUUUACUGUAAAUAGUUUUGUUACUUAAACUCUCUUUUUUUUUUUUUUUUUGUAGAUUAACUGAACUUAUGAAUAAAGUUUAUACUGAACAUAAAAUUAAAAAGAUCCCAAAAGUGGAAUUGAAGAAAAAUAAUUUAUGUGCAGUGUUUAUUCAGAAAUAUGAUAACUGGUAUAGAGGAAAAAUUGUAACUGUACAACAAAAUAAAAAGACUACUUCAGUAAGUUAACUUAACUAAGGAGAAUACCACCUGUAAUUUCUCAGUAAAAUUGUUUUUCAAAAGAAAUUUUUUUUUUCUCCAUAUUUAUAGUAGAAUUACCAAAAUUUCACAACAUAUAAAGAAUACUGUAUUUGUUUCUUGUGUACUUAUUUUUUUCUUAACAAAAAUUAAAUUGAAAUUAUUGAUAGUGCAAUCAAAAGGUUUGUGUGUUUACCAUAAGCAUAACUUGGUCUCUGAACUGAGGGGGGGUAUGAUUUACUACAAUGUUAGCUGUAUUGAUUUUAUUGAAUAACUUUCAUUAAAUACCUACAUAAAAUAAAUAAUUUAGUGAAUCUAUCAUGAAACAUUGUUUAACAAAUUUAAUUGAGAAAAACAUAGAAAACAACCUUUUGUGAUUAAAAAAAAAAAAAAAAAAUGUUUUUUUAAUUUUACUGAAGAAAUUUGUAGAAAAUACUGUACAUUUUUAAUGUAUUAAGGUGGCCUUUGGGGGGGGGGUCUGUCCUAGUUAUGCUUUGGUGCUUACUGAUUUUUUUUAUGUAUAAUAUCUUCUAUUCAUAUUCUGAAAUUUCAGUAAUUCCACUAUAAAUAUGGAAAUAAUUAAGUAAUCCCAUACAUAACAGUAUUUCUGUAAUAAUUUUAGUUUAUUUCAUGAUUACGCAAUGAAAACUUAUAAUAAUGAUAUGGGAGUACUUGUAAAUUUAUUUGAAAGUACCUAUAUAAAGACCUGGAAUUUACAUACUGGAAAGUAAAUUUUUUGAAAUAAUUGCUGACUAACACUAAUUAAUACUAAUAAUUAGUAAUUAAGUUUUUUUUUUAUACUGAAUAAUAUUUUAAACAAUGUACAAAAAUAAAUAACAAAUUAAGAAAUAAAAACUAAUAUUAUUACAUUGUGAACCAAUGAAACUAUGAAUUUUAUGACACAUAAUAGAAAUUGAUUUUUUUUUCAGAUUUAUUUUUACGACUUGGACGAAACAUUAGAUCAAAUAUCUACAAAUUCUUUGUAUAUACUUGAAAACAGAUUUGUUCAAGCAAAAUGUGGACUUGUACAUUGUUGCAUGGACAAAUUAAUUCCAUUGGGUAUUUCAGAUGGAAAUUGGCCUCAGUUUAGUUGUGAUCGUUUAAUCGAAGAGUUACAAAAACAUAACACAAUAUACUUCGCGAAAACAGUAUGUGCUCUUAUACAAUAUGGAUUAUAUGAUAAAAUUGUUUUUAAUUUUAUUCUUAUAGGGGAAAAAAGAUAGUAAUACAGUCUUGGGAGAAAUAUGGGUUAAAGAGGUAAUACAGCCAAAAGCUUUGGAACCACUAUGUGAUAAAUGGAUAAAUAUAAAUAAAUUUAUGGUAGAACAGGGCUUUGCAAUAACUGAAAAACAGUAAGUUCUUAAUUAAAUAUUUUGUUUUUUCAUUCUAACUGAUGAUAACAAUGAAAGUCACUAUCAUAAAAAUGAACCAACUUGUGAAUUGAAAUCAUCCAAUACAAACUUAUAUUGUUUAUUAUAAUCUAUUAUGCAUUAAAUGUAUAAAUUGAAAAACAACAAUACUUUUGGGUUUUUGAAUUAUAUUCUUCAUAAAAAUAAAAAGUGUACAUUUUUGAUUAAGAAUACACCUACUAACACCAAUCUCAACAUCAAAUGUGUAAGCUUUGAAUUUAUAUUAUAAUUUAAGAUCUAUAAAACCAAAUGUACAUAUUUUUUUUAAAACUAACGGAGCAGCUAUAGAAGUAGUUAAUAUUUUAUUUAAACAUUAUUAUUGUAUCUCAGAAUUUAUUUUAUUUUGUAAAAAUUUUUUUUUUUCAGCAAUUUUAAGGUGAGUAAAUUGAAACAAAAAAAAUAAGAAACAUGCUAAACUAAAUUUAUAUAACUUCUAGAGUUUUUUAGUAAUAUUUUUUUUUUUUAAAUGUAAGUAUAUGUUAUAUCAAUUAUUUUAAUUUUAAGUAAGUUUUGAUUAAUUUUAUCUUAACUAAAUUAAUAAUACUGUAAAUUGAGUACCUUGUUUGUUGUUUAUUAAACAUUUAAUUAUUAGUAUACAAUUUUCAUAAUUUAUUUAUUUUAUUUUUCUGUGUAUUAUAAAGUUUACAUACAAUUUUUUUUAUAUAUAUAAUCCUUCAUUCUUAUUUUGUGUGAACAUUAUAUUUAAAUAUACAUUUUAAAUUAUAUUUAAAUACAUUUGAAAUCAAAAUUGUUAAUAAACCUAGUUAGCAUAGCAUAAUUACAUUAAAAUGAUGGACUUAAUUAUUCAUUAAAGAAUAAAGAUUUGAGUUUUAUGAAGGAAAUGUGUAUAUUAAAUAUUUUAUGUGUUUACACCACCUUCUUAAUAUUUAUGGUUCAAUAUAAUUUUAAAAUCGAUGGUGCAAUCAGAAAUUUUAAGUUGCAUUAUAUCCAAAGAAACUGUCAAAUAUUUAAGGCAGAAGGCGUAUUAUACCCAAAUUAUUAAAAAAUACUAUGCUACUUGAACAUUUGUUCAAAGAUAACACUGGUAUUAUUUAUUGUUUAUAACAAGAUGUGAACUAAAUUGAUAAAUACAAGCUUUUAAUAAUUAUUAUUAAUUGGUUAAGUUACAUAUUAUAUUAAUUUUCAUCAUCAACAAGUGUAUAAUAUUAUGGAGGAUUAAAUCACAUUAACGUAAUGUGCUUUCAAUUUUUAAUAAAAAAAAGAUGAUAAACCAAUAAAAAAUCCAAUGGGGUGUCAGAUUAAAGACUUGUCCAAUAACUAAAUAGUCGAUGAUCAUAGAUAAAUCAUUGUAUUAAUGACCUGACAACAUUGGAGAGAACCUGUCAACAAGUACGAAAACUUAACAAGAUUUGAUGUUUGAGGUACUACUGUACUUAAAUGUAAAUUCUGUAGACUCAGUUAUGACACAUAUCGAAGGCCUGUAGAUUUGUUGCAUAUGCAUGGUUGUUUUUUUUUUCGAUAGUUUUCUUAUACAGCUUAAAAAAUUAUGGAAAAAUGAACUCAGUUAUACAUUUAUUUUAAUUUUACACAGGAUUACAUUUCAUUACAAAUUAUUUUUGAAUUUCCUUCUUUUAAAAUAUGUACCUAUUAUACAAGAUCUUAUGUUACAUAAUUAUAAUUGUUAAAAAUAUAAAUAUUACUGUAAUUUUUAAUUUAUCUAUUAAGUAUGUUUUAAGUUGCUUUUAAUGGAUUUUAAAUUUUUUUUGUGCAUUACACAAAGUGUCAAAUUUUGAUAAUUUAUAAUCUGAAAAUUAAUAUUCUCCUUGAAUUAAUGAUUGUACCAUCGUUGUAAUGGAAAUAUUUAAAAAUAUUGUAGAAAAAUAAACUAAAAGUUUUAUCACUUUAUAUAUAGAUUUAAUUCUGGAUUUCAAUGAAUUUAAUUAAUUUCAAUGAACCUAUUGAACUUAAAUGUUUUUUCAAACAGGACGACAUAAAUUUGAAUGUAAAAAUAGAUUUGAAUCAUUUAAAAUCUAUGCAGUAUUGGUUGCCGCCUACUCCUUUAACUCAAUCUCAAUUUAAAGCGUAUGUGAUGUAUGUUGACAUGGAAUGUAACUUGUAUUUACAAUUAGAUGAUAGCGGUAUAAAAUAUUUAUAUUAAAAAUAAUAUGUAUUAUAAUAAUGUUUUGAAGUUUUUUAUACACAUUGUUAUUUUAGAAACUUCUCAAUUAUUAAAAACUGUUGAAGAAGAAUUAAACGAAAUCUUUGCUAACACUAAACCUGAACCUGAAAAUUACAAGUGGACCGAAAAUCAAAUGGUUAUUGUCAAAUAUCAUUUGGACAAGAAAUGGUACCGUGGAACCAUUAUAAAAGUUUGUACCCAUAAUUUAUUUAUUUUAAAGACAUUACACACAUUUGUAUUCACUAGAUAAAAAUAUCCCAUUACCAUUGUAGAAACUUAACGAAAAAUUGUAAAAUAACAACUCAUUAUUAGUAAAUAUUUGUUAUACCAAAAUGUUGUUUUAAAAAACAUUUAUAAAAUAGUUUUCUUGGAUUUUGUAUAAACAAUUAAAAAAAUUACUUAGUUUUUAAAAAAAUAUAUAAAAUAGAUAAAUUAUAGUGGAAGGCUCUAAAUAUUAAUACAAACAAAUAAACUAAAAUAUUGAACAGAACAAAAGUUAUUUCAGGUAUCAUAUUGUCAUGUUAAAUUCUGUUUAUUCUACAUAAUAUUAUAAAUGCAAAAGUUAGUUUGGAUGCAUCAAUGCAUAUUUAUUACCAAUUCUCUCCUAAAUUAUUGAACAGAUUAAGCUGAAACUUUGAACAGAUGUAAUUCUAGACCAGAAAUAACAUAUAGGCUACUUUUGUCUCCCUUAUGCACACCCUAAAGGGGAGAUAAGGUUAUUGGUAUUAUCAGUAGAAAAAUGUAAUUAUUUUUGUUGAUUUAUGAGUAACCUGGGUAAUACGGAUUAAAUAAAAUAAAAUUGAAAUUAAAAAUAAAUAUUAUUAUUAGUAUAUAAUAUUAAGAUAAUUUACCUUGGUAAUGGGGAUGUUAGUUUUUUGAUUAAUUUUUAUUAUUUUUCUACAGAAUACAUUAUAUUAUCUGAUUGCAUAUGUGUAUUGUAAAAUACCACUUACAGAUUGUAUGUUUUCAAAUAAAUGUUUAAAAACAAAAAAAAUUUAAUAUACCAUACAUUAUGAAUAAACGUAAUUCGAUUUUCAUAUUAAAAAUACUUAUAACCUUGUGGUGAGGUAACACAAGUGCUUGAAUACUGAAGGGAAAGUAAAAGUUUGUUUUAGAAGUUCAAAUUUUGUCUUAUUGAUUUUAUUAUUUGUUUAUAAGUGUGUCAUUGGAAUAGUGUUCCACUACUCUCUUCCUACCAAAACUUAAAAUCGAAAUAUCUCGACCAAAGGUCGAUGGAUAUUUAAAAUUUAACCUAAAUGUAUUUAAACUAUAUUCAAGAAAUUUUUAACGUAGGUUACUAUUUGAAAAUUAAAAAUAGAUAGUUUUUUCACCUUCAAAAAUGAGGAUAACAAAAAAUAACCGUAAUAUGGCGUCUUAAAGGUGUUUGUUUCUGACAUUUCUUAAAAACAAAUCCCAAAAAAAAAAGAAUACUUUCCAAAAUAAUAUGUAUCUUUGUAUUAAUUUACAUUAACACAAAUCUUAAUGUUGAUCAUUCUAUAUUGAUAACACUUUUAUUGUUCAAGUUGUUUUUAAUUUUACUUUUUGUUAGAAUUUCUUUUAGAACCCAAAUAAUUUGAUAGCUAUUAUAAAACAGACCAUUUCAAAAUAUAUGGUCAGUAUUUUAAAAAUAUCAUGAUCACAUUAUGUUGUAUGUUAUAAAUGUAAAUUCAAAUUAAAUCAUCAAUUAGAAUUACUAUGUAAAUAAUAUUAUUUUGCAGAAAAACGAAAACGGUCAAUACAAAGUACAGUUCUUGGAUUAUGGAAAUAUUGAAACUUGUUCUCACGAACAACUCCGGUCGACUGUGUACAUGACAGAUAUUCCUCAGUUGUGUAUUAAGGGAUUUUUCUCUAACAUUUCACCGGUAAAUGAAAAGCGAUUAGCUGUAUACGAAAAACGUAACAAAAUAAUAUACAAACUUACACCUUUUUUUUUUUCUAUAGUGUUCAAAAAACAAUGUUUGGAAUAUAGCCAAUCUGGACCAUAUACACAGUGUGCUCGUUGAAAAACCAUGUACAGUGACUGUCGAUUUGAAUCUAUCAUUUAAUAACUUGUAUGGGGUGAGUCUUACAAAGGAGCAGUUUUGACCUAUGAGCCUAUGAACAAAUAAAUAAACAACUCUAAUUACCUAGCUGUGAACUAUGUUAUGUAGUUUAUUUAAACAGUGUACUGGCUCUUUUAAAUUGUUUAAGUAUAAACAAGCAAUAGUAUUACUCAGCAAGUUUUAAACCAGGCUAAAUAAAACAGUAUUUUCAAAAAUAAAGAGGGUGAUACUUUAAUUUCCAACUGUAGGUACCUACACAAUAACCACAAUUAUCUGUCAAGUUUUCGUUUCGUAUCAAACUCUUCGAGGGGUGGGGGGUGACGAGUGUACUCUACUGGACUUAAGGGGCAGUGGAUAUAAUAUAUUAUAUUAUGUAGUGAUGGGUCGAACUGUCCGGACCAAAAUCGAGGGUUCCAUUCGAGAUUCGAAUCUGCAAUUAUUAAAAUUUGGAACCAAACUAUUUAGUUUAUACAGUUCGAACAUCGAACUUAAAAAUAUUUGCCGAAUUGAUUACGACAGUUUGAAGUUCAAAUUCAGUUCACAUUCUGCUAUUUUUGUUUUUAUCUUCAAAUAUUUUAUCGAUAAGGGGUAUAAUAUUAUGCAAUAACCUUGUAUAUUUCAACAAUAAGUAUUGUCAUGAAAUAUGAAAAAUCUAUUUUUAAUUUAGGAAAACUCAUAUUAAGUAGAAAUAUUUCACUGCCGUGUCCGUUAUCUUGUUAACAACAAUAAAAACGCCUCAUUUUACGUUAUAUACGUACAUUGAAUUGCUGUAUUUUGUUAGUAGGUUAUUUGGUUAUAUCUAUAAAUUGUUAUAGUGUUGUAUAACUCAACUCAACAGGACAUAAAAAUAAAAUGUAAUUGUAAUUAUGGUUGAUGUACAUUUUAAAUCUAUAUAGAGUAACAUGACAAAUAGAUCUUGCAUCAUCGAGAUCCCGGUAAAUAUUUUGAUAAGAAUUUAUACCGGGUCAGAGACAUUCAAAUCUCAAAACAAUAUGGUCCCUAGUCAUUUAGAUUCACGAAAUUUUUAGAUCUCGGCCAUAUGAAUCCUUUUAUUAUUAAUUAUAAUUGAUAGUGCCAUUAUAGAAAUGGCCAUAACGAUUAAUACUUAACCAGUGGCUCAUUCCCUAUACAAAUUAGAUAAUUUUGAACUAACAAAGAAACGCCAUACCAUAAAUUUAAAAAUAUAAGUACAACAAAUACCUAAUGUUAAUUUAAUGAAAUUGGUAUAGUGUUAAUAUAAUAUUGUUUGAAAAAAUUUAAAAAACUUAUUCAUACAACGAUUGAAUUAUUAUUACCUAUGUGUUAGAUUUUGACAAUUCUAUAAACCUUUAACCCUAUAACCGUAUUCUUCUAACUUCAUGACAAUAUAAUACAUUGUGGUACUAAGAUGACACCGAGUUCAGGGUUCUGGCAAGUUACUGGGUUCAUAUUGUUAAAAUUAUUGUGAAAGGGUAUAUUAUUUGAAAGUUCAAACAAAUAUUUACCUAUAUACCGUUAACAUUCGGAUAUCUGGACUUUUAGAUCAAUACAAGAUAAUUUGAUCCCGACACAACUAGAUCCCCACCGUUACCAAAGGUAUUAUUGGGAUGUAAAUGACCCGGAUCCUAUUUGCUCAUACAAUCUUUAUUGAAAGUUACUAAACUUUUUAUGGUACGACCCAUUUUGGAAAUAUUUAAAUUUUGAAGACCCACACGAUAAUAUCAAUAAGGCUUUUUUUUUUGGUUUAUUUUUCAUUUCUGGAUAAUUCCUGAGGUUUGUUAAGUCACAUACUCUCAUUCGCAAGUAAAGAUCCAAUUUGCUGGUAGAAAAUUUAUUCACAGGAAAAAGAAAAAGGCCGUAAUAUUUUUUAACCAAUACCUAUAUUUCGUACAUUUUCCUUAUUUAUUAUUAAAGCUCUUAGGAAAAUCAAAAAAUGGCAUUUCUAAAGUACCUCCCUUGUCCGAUUUCCUUUCGGAAAAAUUGCUAAACUUAUAAAUCGGAACAAGAUUUCUGGUAGAAGAUUUGUUCAAGGAUAGAAAAAAAAAAUAAAUAAAUAAACAUUCCUAACGCUCCUCUCAGAAUCCAAAAAAUAUAACGCGACCCACACUUUGGGAACUUAUGCCCUGUAUAGUAUAUGGAAAAAAAAUUCAAGUUUGAGUUUGACUGAAAAAUUUAAAAGUUGGGAUUCGGUUCGAUGUCAAAAAUCAGCGUUAUGCCCAUCACUAGUUAUAUAAUAUAUUAUAAUAACAUAUCCUAAUAAAUAAUAAUCAUCUGUUUAUAUUUGUUUGCGUGUACGCAUAGAUCAACUUUAUAAAAACCGAACAAUGUCCCGAUAUCUGUCAAUACUUGGUCAAUCAUAACAUAGCAUGUUACUCAUUUGCGAAAGAAUACGUCGAUCCAUUCAAUUUCGGUGACACUACAGAUGAAGAUUGGAUGUAUACCGAAAAUAAUAACUAUGCGAUAAAUAGAGAUGAAGAUGGGAUUCAUACUGCAAAUAAUAACGAUGAGAUAAACAAUGACAAGAUAAAACUCUUAAAUAUCGCCGAUUGCGAGAUAAACUUUACAGACGAUAAUCGAACAAUGACCAACAAAGACAAACAUAAUUUUAGCAGCACGGUGAAUGACAAACAAAAAAUCACAAGUUUUUCGAGGUUCCGUUUGAAUGUGGAGGGCGAAGUUAUUGAAGGGAAGGUGUGUGAUAUCGUCGGACCCACCCGUAUAAGGUUUUUGGUAUAUAAAAUAAACGGCCACGACAUCAUCGAUAUGCGGGACAAAAUGCACAGAGACAUGUUCAAUCAAUGUGUUGAUCUUCCUGUACUCGAAAAAUUUGAACCAGGUGAGCCAUAAACUCUAAAUAUUAUUAAAAUGACGCGUUUGUUAGUUUUGCGUAUACAAAAUACCAUUAAAUACAAAUCAAACAAAAUAAUGAACAUAUAAUUUUAAAAAAUUGUACAUUCUGACCAACAAAUUUAAAUGUUUAAUGACAAGAAAAUAUAUUUUUAUGUAUGUAGAAGCGUUGAUACUAAUCUGAUGAUAUUGAAACUUUAUUAUCAUUAUGUCUUCAAGUAGAAAAAACAAAACUUAAUGUUUUUGUUUUACUUUAAAUAUAGUAUUUUAUGUUUUUCUACUUAUUUUUUUUAAUUAUUAAGUUUUAGUUAUACACCUCCCCAAACCUUAUGACCAUUUCUUAUAUACUCACACAUUGAUUAUAUUUUAAUGUAUACAAUUGUUUCCAGGAACUGCAGUUAUUGUUUUACACACUGUAUUUUGGAGAAGAGGAAUUAUAAGCGAUAACUGUGAAUCCGUGAUGUUGGUCGAUAUGGGCAUAUCGAUUCAGCUGAUUAAAAAUAAGUAUGUUUAAUACCUUAAAUAAUAUAUGCAGUAGAACCAGUCCUGAAUGAAAUGCAAAUUAGAACAGUCUUAAUAUUAAAUUUCACAAAAAUCAAAAACAUGAAUGUAACCUAAAAUUGACAUUGGUAACCAAAAAUUGAGUCCAGAUUGAAAUAUUUUCUAAACCCAAAAAUACAAAUUCAGAAAUGUCUGAUUUUCACACUAUAUAUUAAACAUAUUAUUAAGUAUAGGCACAUACAGUUAUAAACUUUAAAAUACUUUGCACACGUAUAUUUUCAAUAUUUAUCAGUGCCUAUGACUUCUGUUUUAAAUUGCAAUUUUCACUGCAUACAAAUAUUUCCUUUAAAAUUUUCUCUGUUAUUGAUUAUUAUUGUCUAACUACAGUCUGAGACCUUGCCCACCAAUAUAUUUCGAAUUGCCGAUGUUUUCGAUAGAGUGUCAGCUAGCUAAUCUGACAAUAAAUGAACAUACUGACGAACAAGCCGUUGCCAAGGAACUGUCAAAAUUGUUGAGGGGUGUAAAUUUGAAAAUCGUUGGAGUCGUAAGUUACAUAGUAUUAUUACAAUAUGUAUAAAUAAUAUUAAACAUAAACAUUAUUAUUUUUAUUAUAAUGUGUCUUUAAAAUGUUUUGCACAGGACAAUCUGAAUGCCAAUGUUGUUGAUGUAAUUCUCUUUGAUGAGAAUGACCAUCUCCCAUACCAAUCGUUGAUUGACUCGAAAAUGCUAAUUCUCAAGUGA
Messenger RNA from Cinara cedri, 66051 nucleotides. The record is from the annotation of a GenBank genome assembly. Lineage: Eukaryota; Metazoa; Arthropoda; Insecta; Hemiptera; Aphididae.